Messenger RNA from Coregonus sp. 'balchen', 58782 nucleotides. The record is from the annotation of a GenBank genome assembly. NCBI's taxonomy places the organism in Eukaryota, Metazoa, Chordata, Actinopteri, Salmoniformes, Salmonidae.
AUGGGUAACAGGUGUUAAAGUUAAGGCCAGACAAAAUCUGUGUGGUUGUUUUCUUACCACUUACAGAACACUAAUUGAUAGAAUCGUAGCCUUACAUGUUUAGUAUAAGUAUUAUUGGAUCAUUUGAUCCUACAGGUAUUUUGUUUAAUUCCAAGUCAGUUCUAGAGUGUAGAGGUACCCCUACGGUCGGUGGGUUCUACCCCUACUGGUUGCGUCUGGUCAUAGUUCUAAGUGACACAGGGAGGGUCACUGGUUCUGCUCUGUCACCAAUGGACCAGCGAGUCAGAAUAAGCUUUAGAUGUACAGUAUGUCAGUGCCACCUUAUAAUAUGUGUAAUAAUAAUAAGACAGAUAUACUAAGAUGUAUAUGUGUUGUAAACUAAAGCCAUCCUCAGAGGAAUACAGAGUAUACUACUAUGGCUUGAUCCCUCUUCUUAAUCCCUCAUCAGAGUUUUUGUUUUGUUAAUGUCCCAAAUGGCACCCUAUUCCCUUUCAAAAGUAGUGCACUAUAAAGGGAAAAGAGUGCCAUGGCCCUGGUCAAAUGUAGUGCACUAUAAAGGGAAUAGGGUGCCAUAGCUCUGGUCAAAUGUAGUGCACUAUAAAGGGAAUAGAGUGCCAUGGCCCUGGUCAAAUGUAGUGCACUAUAAAGGGAAUAGAGUGCCAUGGCCCUGGUCAAAUGUAGUGCACUAUAAAGGGAAUAGGGUGCCAUUUGGGACAUCUAUGAUGUCAUCAUCUGAGGUAUGAGCACGGGCCACUAGUGAUCCUAAACCCUGAUAAGGUAUGUGUUUGUUGUUGUUGUUGUUGUUGUACUACAUAUAUAUACAGUAGUGAAUAAGGGAACAGUGUUCCUGUGGCAUAAAGUAUCAUUACAUCUUCUCAUUGAAACCAGGGACAAUUCUGGGACAGCAAAACUAUACCAUAACUAUACCAUAAUCCUGAUAUGGUAAUACCACCCUUUAUACCUGUAACAUAUUGACAGCUCAGACUGCAGAAAACACAACCCCAUACCCAGCCCCACCUCAUACACCCAUACCCCAUCCAUCAUACCCCCAUACCCCUACACUUAAGCACUAACCAUAGCCCCUAUCCCUAGGCCCUAUACUGUCCCCAGUGAUCCUGUUCUAGCAAAUCACAUGUUGUCUCAGAAGUAAAGUGUUGGAACAGAGAUUUUCUCUGUCUCUGUCAUAACAACAUAGCUCAUGUGACCUAGCUUGGAGCAGAUUAGUUAUGUUUGUGUGUGUGUGUGUGUGUGUGUGUGUGUGUGUGUGUGUGUGUGUGUGUGUGUGUGUGUGUGUGUGUGUGUGUGUGUGUGUGUGUGUGUGUGUGUGUGUGUGUGUGUGUGUGUGUGUGUGUGUGUGUGCGUAUGCGUGCGGUGUGGCAUGAAUGAAUGAAACAGACCAGAGACCAGACCAUGGAACUAAAGCAUACACAGACAGCAUGGCCUGGCCUAGAGCUCUCUCGCUCUCUCUCUCACGCACACACACACACAUAAAGUCAUGCAGUAUAGAAAAAUUUAACUAUUAGGAAACUGUGGUUAUUUCCCCAGUCCACAUUGCAACAGUAAGAGGAUUGCACAAUAUUAGACCUAACAUAGUAAACAUAAAUCCGGGACACUCCAAUUACUAUGAUAUGUGACGUUUCCUAUGGUAUGGUAUGUAUUAAUUUGUGGAAUUCCAUCAUCCAUUUCAUAUGAUAUGUUACGAAUUACAAUUUGUAUUAAAUGUAAAUCUGAAAUGUAUAGGCUACAAAUUGCAAAACAGAUCACUCUGGAGUCAAUGUUUUCUAUUUUCUGUUGUAUUUUUGACUUUAUGUUUUGUUUUACCCCAUAUGUAACUCUGUGUUGUUGUUUUUAUCGCACUGCUUUGCUUUAUCUUGGCCAGGUCGCAGUUGUAAAUGAGAACUUGUUCUCAACUGGCUUACCUGGUUAAAUAAAGGUUAAAUAAAAAAAUAAAAUAAAAAUUUUUAACAUAAUGUGUAAUUUAUCCUAUUAAACACAAAAACGAUGUUUCAAUUGAGAAUUGAGAAUCACAGUCUUGGGGGAUUUCAACCUCCCCACGUCUACAUUUGACUCAUUUCUCUCUGCCUCCUUCUUUCCACUCCUCUCCUCUUUUGACCUCACCCUCUCACCAUCCCCCCCCACUCACAAGGCAGGCAAUACGCUUGACUUCAUCUUUACUAGAUGUUGCUCUUCUACUAAUCUCACUGCAACUCCCCUCCAUGUCUCCGACCACUACUUUGUAUCCUUCUCUCUCUCGCUCUCCUCCAACACUACUCACUCUGCCCCUACACAGAUGGUAACGCGCCGCCGCAACCUUCGCUCUCUCUCUCCCACUACUCUCUCCUCUUCCAUCCUAUCAUCUCUUCCCUCUGCUCAAUCCUUCUCCCUCCAAUCUCCUGAUUCUGCCUCCUCAACCCUCCUCUCCUCCCUUUCUGCAUCCUUUGACUCUCUGUGUCCCCUAUCCUCCCGGCCGGCUCGGUCCUCCCCUCCAGCUCUGUGGCUUGAUGACUCAUUGCGAGCUCACAGAACAGAGCUCCGGGCAGCUGAGCGGAAAUGGAAGAAAACUAAACUCCCUGCCGACCUGGCAUCUUUUCACUCCCUCCUCUCUACAUUUUCUUCAUCUGUUUCUGCUGCUAAGGCCACUUUCUACCACUCUAAAUUCCAAGCAUCUGCCUCUAACCCUAGGAAGCUCUUUGCCACAUUCUCCUCACUGCUGAAUCCUCCCCCCCCCCCCCCCCCUCCUCCCUCUCUGUGGAUGACUUUGUCAACCACUUUGAAAAGAAGGUUGACGACAUCCGAUCCUCGUUUGUUAAGUCUAAUGACACUGCUGGUCCUGCUCACACUGCCCUACCCUAUGCUUUGACUUCUUUCUCCCCUCUCUCUCCAGAUAAAAUCUUGCGACUAGUGACUGCAGGCCGCCCAACAACCUGCCCGCUUGACCCCAUCCCCUCCUCUCUUCUCCAGACCAUCUCCGGUGACCUUCUCCCCUACCUCACCUCGCUGAUCAACUCAUCCUUGACCGCUGGCCAUGUCCCUUCCGUCUUCAAGAGAGCGAGAGUUGCACCCCUUCUCAAAAAACCAACACUCGAUCCCACUGAUGUCAACAACUACAGACCAGUAUCCCUUCUUUCUUUUCUUUCCAAAACUAUUGAGCGUGCCGUCUUUAGCCAACUCUCUUGCUAUCUCUCUCAGAAUGACCUUCUUGAUCCAAACCAGUCAGGUUUCAGGACUGGUCAUUCAACUGAGACUGCUCUUCUCUGUGUCACGGAGGCUCUCCGCACUGCUAAAGCUAACUCUCUCUCCUCUGCUCUUGUCCUUCUAGACCUGUCUGCUGCCUUUGAUACAGUGAACCAUCAGAUCCUCCUCUCCACCCUCUCCGAGCUGGGCAUCUCCGGCGCGGCUCACUCCUGGAUUGCGUCCUACCUGACCGGUCGCUCCUACCAAGUGGCGUGGCGAGAAGCUGUCUCCGCACCACGUGCUCUCACCACUGGUGUCCCCCAGGGCUCAGUUCUAGGCCCUCUCCUUUUCUCCCUAUACACCAAGUCACUUGGCUCUGUCAUAUCCUCACAUGGCCUCUCCUAUCAUUGCUACGCUGACGAUACACAACUAAUCUUCUCCUUUCCCCCUUCUGAUAACCAGGUGGCGAAUCGCAUCUCUGCAUGUCUGGCCGACAUAUCAGUAUGGAUGACGGAUCACCACCUCAAGCUGAACCCUGGCAAGACGGAGCUGCUCUUCCUCCCGGGGAAGGACUGCCCGUUCCAUGAUCUCGCCAUCACGGUUGACAACUCCGUUGUGUCCUCCUCCCAGAGUGCGAAGAGCCUUGGCGUGACCCUGGACAACACCCUGUCGUUCUCCGCCAACAUCAAGGCGGUGACCCGAUCCUGCAGGUUCAUGCUCUACAACAUUCGGAGAGUACGACCCUGCCUUACACAGGAAGCGGCACAGGUCCUAAUCCAGGCACUUGUCAUCUCCCGUCUGGAUUACUGCAACUCGCUGUUGGCUGGGCUCCCUGCCUGUGCCAUUAAACCCCUACAACUCAUCCAGAAUGCCGCAGCCCGUCUGGUGUUCAACCUUCCCAAGUUCUCUCACGUCACCCCCCUCCUCCGCACACUCCACUGGCUUCCAGUUGAAGCUCGCAUCCGUUACAAGACCAUGGUGCUUGCCUAUGGAGCAGUGAGGGGAACGGCACCUCCGUACCUUCAGGCUCUGAUCAGUCCCUACACCCAGGCGAGGGCAUUGCGUUCAUCCACCUCUGGCCUGCUGGCUCCCCUUCCUCUGCGGAAGCAUAGUUCCCGCUCAGCCCAGUCAAAGCUGUUCGCUGCUCUGGCACCCCAAUGGUGGAACAAGCUCCCUCACGACGCCAGGACAGCGGAGUCACUCACCACCUUCCGGAGACAUUUGAAACCCCACCUCUUUAAGGAACACCUGGGAUAGGAUAAAGUAAUCCUUCUACCCCCCCCCCCCCAAAAAAAAAAAAAAAAAGUAUAAUUGUAAAGUGGUUAUCCCACUGGCUAUAGGGUGAAUGCACCAAUUUGUAGUCGCUCUGGAUAAGAGCGUCUGCUAAAUGACCUAAAUGUGCCCUUGAGCAAGGCACUUAACCCUAAUUGCUCCUGUAAGUCGCUCUGGAUAAGAGCGUCUGCUAAAUGACUAAAAUGUAAAUGUAAAAUGUAAUUAGGCAGGUCUCAUGCCGAAAAAGAAAGGAAAUUAUUGCCAACUUUACCCAUAUUUUCUUUUCUUUUUGCAAAAAAAGUAGUGUGUAGUUCCAGUAGUUAGCUACACCACUACAUGACAAAAAAGUAAUUAACUAGUGAAAACACUACCAAGAUUUGAAUUUAGUUAAACUACCACCAAGCUACAGCAAAAUGUAAUUCAAAUAGGCCUACUAGUUGAACUACAUGUAGUUAACUACUCCCCAUCACUGCAUUUUUGGGCAGCAUGCCUAUGUUUGUGGCGCAUGCUUCCUGAAGAAUGGUCCUUGCUAUCAGGGAUCCUUGGGACGUCCAUAGCAAUAGGUAAAUUAAGUAAUGUUGCUGCGAUUCGCCUAGAAGACCACUAGAUGGCACUAUAGAACGUCACAAAUAUACACAGACCAAGGAGAAAGUGGAAGACGCCAUUUUUUUUCAUAACAAUGACAGCAGAGAUAAACUUAGCGAAACGGAGAGUACUGCGAAAGCGAGAUAGAAGGAAGAGGAGAGAACGGGAGGGAAGAAGGAGGAGGAUGAGUAGGCUAGGUUUAUAAAAUCACCGAAUGACAGUCCGGAUGCAUCACAGGUACGGACGCCUCCGAUUGGUUGAAGCACGGUUCUGAAGGAGGGGACAGAGGAAAGACAUCAAGGGCCUAGCUGAGCAUGCGCUAUUGUGUCUCCAGUCAAGCCCGUGUGCGUGUCUAUCUGUACAUAUGUAAGACAAAAUCCUUCUGUAGCUAUAGACAUUGCUGUCUGACGUCCACUGGCGUGGUACACUACAAGAGUAGGAAUUUUCUACUAAGAACUGGACCUACACACAUCUAGCGCUCCUUUCGGUUUCAUUUGAAGGUUCUUGUUCGGGUUUAGCUUUGGCUGUAGCCUAUCAACCCUAACCUCACCGACACGGGGACUCUAACCCUGAAAAGAAACGGGUCCUGCCGGUUCUCCUUCCACAGGGCAGGUGAGUCUUUACAUCAGUAUGAAAAUGUAUGCACUCACUAACUGUAAGUCGCUCUGGAUAAGAGCGUCUGCUAAAAUAAAAUAAAUAAAAAGCUAGUGUAGUACAGGGUUUCCGAAACCCCCCCCUGGGUGCACGUUUUGUUUUUUGCCCUAUCACUACGCAGCUGAUUGAAAUAACCAACUUAUCAAGCUUUGAUUAUUUGUAUCAGCUGUGUAGUGGUAGGACAAAAAACAAAAUGUGCACCCAGUUGGGGCCCCAGGACCGAGUUUGGGAAACCCUGGCGUAGUAGACAGGCAAAGGGAGACCAUCCGAGGAUGGACCAAUAGCAAACGCCGAAGGAUCAUGUCUAUAGCGAUGCAUGCGCCUAAUCAGACGGCCUCAUCAUUUAAUGAUAAGAGAUGCGCAGUGGAAUAGUAGGACGCCUUGCUUUCUAUUUAUUGGCCUAGACUCUUUGACCUAGAUAGUUUGUGUGUCUGUAUUGAUAUGUUGGCUACGUGUGCCAUUUUUUAAAUUGAUAUAGUUCUGUCCUUGAGCUGUUGUCUAUUAAUGUUCUGUAUUAUGUUUUGUGUGGACCCCAGGAAGAGAAGUUGCUGCUUUCGCAACAGCUAAUGGGGAUCCUAAUAAAAUACCUAUCGCCACUCUGCCUUUCCUUCAUUUUAUAACAAGUGUGUGUAGCAGUGGAGGCUCAACUGAUUAAAACACACUGUUUUACAAUGAAGGUCUACAGUAGCCUCAACAGCACCUUCUAUGGGGAAAGGGGAUACCUAGUCAGUUGCACAACUGAAUGCAUUCAUCUGAAAUGUGUCUUCCGCAUUUAACCCAAGACUGCUGAAUCAGAGAAGUGCAGUUGAGCUGCCUUAAUCGACGUCCGGGGAGGAGUUGUUGUUGGGGGUUAACUGCCUCGCACAAGGGCAGAAUUUUUCCACCUUGCCAGCUCUGGGAUUCGAAUCAGCGCUCUUAACCGCUAGGCUACCUGCCGCGAUGCUCAGUGGUUCCCAAACUGGGAAGGGGAUAUUUUUAAGGAACUCAGUCCGGCUUUCAGUUUACUCCUGACAGUUGUAAUAGUUGAAUGUACAAGGUGCAAUUUCGAAAAUGGGUAGUGCAUCAGCAGUUUUACUCUUGUCAUUGCAGAUCUUAGAGAGCUAUUUAUAACUUGUCCAGAUCAACUAGCCCAUGUCAGCUAACGUUUUGUAGCUAGGUUUUUUUAGCCCAUUGAUUUUGUUGUAAUGUUUGUGUCACUCAAAGAUAACAUGAACACACACAAGACAUGGCAAAAUGUGUAGAAUAGCAGGAAAUUAGCUUUAAAAUGACACAAAAAAGUGCAGUGGCGAUUUUAGCAUGUAAAUCUUGCUGGGGCAAACAGAUUUUUUUUGGGGAGGAUGCAUGCAAGCAAAGCCACAACACUAAACAAUACAUUAAUUGCACUAUAUAACGGUGACAAACGGUGCCCACAAACUGUUAGGGCCUACAUAAAGCGUUCCCAACAGCAGAGCUUUCUUUUCAGCACCAUGUAGUGAAUCCUUACCACUGCUACACCCGGCUAUCAGUGGAGCCUUGUCUGGCAGCGAAACAGUUAAUUCAGCUUAAUUUACUGCAGUUUAAAAAAACAUAGCUGAUAUGGCUGACUUGCUUAAACAAAUGUGGUUUCUACUGAAAAUUGAGAUGUACAAACUAUGGCAUAAGGGGACGAUGAGCGCAUAAGAGGCAAUACGUAAUUUGGAUUAAGACAAUGAGCGAGCUAGGACGGACGUAGUCAAUAUAACUAUUUGUUCAGCUCUUUUGAAAUGUACAGCGACAUAAUUCAGAACAUGGGCCGUUCUUAGUAUUCUCCCUGUACACCAAGUCAGAACCGUAGGAUAAAGAUAGGGGGUAUAUAAGCAGACAAUGAAAGCUCUUACAAUAUUCAAUGAUUACAUAGGCUACAUUUGCACCACCAAGUCAGAACAGUAGGCUAAAUUAUGAGGGGGAAAGGGACCACAUUAUAAGGGUGAGGCACAUGGGCUACUAACAGCUUACUACACAACAUACACUAAGUAUUACUUUCUUAGCUACAGGAUCUCCCUGGCAUAUUACAUAAUUUAUGCAGCAUCAUACAAUACAUUUUUGGACUCACCUUGUUGUGCUGUGCUCACUUGAACAAGAAGGUGGCGCGGCGGUCCUUCUUGUUAGCUCUAGAAAGAGGCCCGAAAUCCCAACGGAUGACCGUUCAAAAUCAUUUUCCGUAUUUUCCCAGUCAGAGCUAGUUUUAUCAGAGUUCCCAGUUGUCUUGAACUUACUGAAGUCUGAGAUUUCCCAGUUCUGAGUUUCCAGUUGUUUUGAACGCGGUAGAAGUCAUGCUGGAUUGACAGCAUGGCCAAUGUAUUCAAACUUUUCUGGCCCAUGGUGUUACCCCCUUUUUCGUGAUAUCCAAUUGGUAGUUAAGAUCUUGUCUCAUCACUGCAACUCCCCUUACGGACUCGGCGAAGGUCGAGAGCCAAGCCACACUGCUUCUUGACACACUGCUCGCUUAACCCGGAAGCCAGCCGCACCAAUGUGUUGGAGGAAACACUGUCAAACUGACGACCGAAGUCAGCUUGCGUGUGCCCGGCCUGCAACAAGGAGUCACUAGAGCACGAUAAGACAAGGACAUCCAGGCCGGCCAAACCCUCCCCUAACCCGGACGACGAUGGGCCAAUUGUGCGCCACCUCAUGGGUCUCCCGGUCACAGCCGGCUGUGUCACAGCCUGGGAUUGAACCUGGGGCUGCAGUGGUGCCUUAGCACUCAUUGUUGAAUUUGCAAUUUCCAACUUGUUGUGUAAUGUUUAUGACCAAUGGCACCGAUACGUUUUAUCUAUAAUUUCUCUUCAUAUGACAAGGAUUGAAAAGGAUUUGCCAGUACAUUGCAGAGUUGAUACAUGAUGAUGACUGCUUGUCUAGCUUGCUAGCUAAGAUUUUGAAAGUAUGAUGUUGACAUGAUCAGUCCAAUCAAAGCUACGGUAGAUAUAAUUUGACGUCAUUUCAUCUGUGGCCAAUGACCUUGAGCCUUCUUGGAUGGGCACUUUUAAUGUAAGUCUAUGGCAGCACCCAAGGGGCUUGAAUUUUCGAGCUCUACCCAUAGAUUUUGCGGUGACAUAGUGUCCCCAUGAGUGACAGAACACUGAGCCAAUUACGGAGCAACUAGAGAACAUUACCAACCCCUACGCUCAGUAUUUACAGCUGGCUGCCCCACCACCAAAGAAAGCACUGAGCUAGGCUGAAACACCUACAAUUUGAACUGCCUUACUCAAGAAAGCAGAAAAGAGACCAUGUUUGUAUGCAGCUUUAUUAACUAGAUCUUUUUUUGGACAUUGUUUGAAAACUGAUAUGUGACACACAUUAAUGCCAGAAUAACAUGCAAAACAGGUGGGGCUCAAAACAGUUGGGGCUCUGCCCCACAUGCCCUGAAUGACGCAUCGCCACUGAUCCCAUGGCAAAAUGUAUAGAUUUGCAGGAAAUAAGCUUUAAACCUGCAAAAUGUUCUCUCUGCCAACAAAAGUGGUAUGAACAGUUUGUCAUGAACAGUGCUUGUGCCCAUAGAAAUAGACGUGGCAUGCGCAGUUUGUUCCCCAAUGCUGGAAGGGGGGCCUGAGUGAAAGUUUGGGAACCCCUACUCUAGGGUAACACCAUGGUGUAACCGGAGGACAGCUAUUUUCCGUCCUCAAGGUAAAUUUACUUCAAUACAAAACCUAGGAGGCUCAUGGUUCUCUCACCCCCUUCCAUAGACUUACACACAGUAAUUAUGACGACUUCCGAGGACGUCCUCCAACCUAUUAGAGCUUGAAUCUAGAAUCAGUCGGUGGUUGUAUUUGAUUUAACGCUUUAUUAAAAAGUAUGGAUUUCAGGGCUUGACAUUAACGCUUGUCCUCUUGUCCGGGAUAAGAAGAAUAUAGAUUUAAGUUGUCCGAAUGGACAAAUAAAGAAAGUCACACACAAAUCACAAUAUCAAACAAUUACUCAGAUCAUAAUUGGAUAAUAUUCAAAUCUGUUGUUCAUGUACAUAAACAAGAAAAGCCUACAUGUCAAAGUGUAUGUGAAAUGCAUAUUGGCUACAGCUUCAUGUCCAAAUCGAUGCUGAGAGACUUUUAAUUACAUAACUAUAGGCUUAACGGCAGUCAUGUUUGACACAUGUAAUAAAGGAUAGUUAACAUUAACAUCUAAAGGCUUGAUUUUGUCAACAUAGGCCCACUCGAUGCACAGUUCGUUCAGAUCAAAUGGUCACAAGACCAGAGAGUGAAGGACAGUGCCUGUUGCGCACCGCACCCACCUUGAAUCUGAGCGGAGGUGGUGAGCAUUUUGAAACUUUUUAACCAUAAACUUAAUUGUUUAAAACCUAGACAUUUUGUCAUUUUAUGAAGCAUGUCUUACCUUGUUUCAAAGUAGCCUAGCCUAGCCGAAAUACGAUCAUAGAAAUGUUGAGGGAAUUAUUUUAUAAACACUUAAUUGCUGGUUUCAAUGGCAUAUUGUCUCAUGUUCUAAUUGGUUUUCAAAUGAACUUAAUUUUAUUGUCCAGCAGCCAAAGGCAUAAUCCUAUUCAUAUUAGUAAAAUAUCCCAUGCUAGUUGAUGCAUCUUUAGAUCUCCCUCUUUCUUAAUUUCUAAGAGAUAUUUUAAUCUGUCACAUGAAACCGCUCGCGUGUGCGGUGCGCUUUUGAGAACGGUGUUUUCCCGCUAAUUGCAUUUUGGAACAUUUGCGUGUAGCCUACAGCUAUAUGCGCAUUGUUGAGCUUAUAAUAUGAAGUAAUGGGCCUCCCGAGUGGCGCAGCGGUCUAAGGCGUCACUCCAGACCUGGGUUCAAUCCCAGGCUGUAUCACAACCGGCCGUGAUCUGGAGUCCCAUAGGGCGGUGCACAAUUGGCCCGGCGUCAUCCGUGUUAGGGGAGGGUUUUUGCUGUAUCGACACAUAGUUACUCGAAGGAGUCAUUUAAAAAAAUGCUAGUCUGCGCUCAACUCCAUGGAGGAGUUAAGGUACUUGACUAUAAGCAGGUAGGACUAUUAAUCUAUCCAUCAGUCACCAUAUAGGGAUCGCAUCUGAUCUUAAGGACAAGCUUUAUUACUCCCUGUAUGGUUGUCCUGGAAACAGAGCUUGGAGGAACAGGUUUGUAUGUGUGCAUACGUCUGUGAGCCCACAUGAGGAAGGAAGAUUUUUUUUGGUCCUCACCAGUUACGUUCGUAGCCUAUAAUCUCUGGCGCUUUCUACACAAUGACAGGCUGCAGCAGAACCUUUGGUUUGUAGGCUAGGCUGCACAAAUUGGGCUAUAUGAUUAUGUAGCCUUCAUUACUUUCAUAAUUCACACGUGGGUCGUUUUUCUUAUCUGGGGCCGAUACAGAGAAGCGUGAAUGUGAGCGAUCAUGUACCAAGUCGUGUUUUUAUGCGUUAUCUACAGUGCAUUCGGAAAGUAUUCAGACCCCUUGCCUUUUUCCACAUUUUGUUAGGUUACAGCCUUAUUCUAAAAUGGAUUAAAUACAUUUUGUCCUCAUCAAUCUACACACAAUACCCCAUAAUGACAAAGCGAAAACAGGUUUUUACAAAUGUAUAGAAAAUAAAAACCAGAAAAUACCUUAAUUACAUAAGUACUCAGACCCUUUGCUAUGAGACUCGAAAUUGAGCUCAGGUGCAUCCUGUUUCCAUUGAUUAUCCUGGGGAUUUUUCUACAACUUGAUUGGAGUCCACCUGUGGUAAAUUCAAUUGAUUGGACAUGAUUUGGAAAGGCCCACACCUGUCUAUAAAAGGUCCCACAGUUGACAGUGCAUGUCAUAGCAAUAAAUAAAUACAGUUUUUUUUUUUGGGGGGGGGGGACAUAGAAAAUUGUAUAAAAACUAGCAAAUCAUGAUUUUAAUUUUGGAAAUCUGUUCCAAAGUAUUCUCACGUAUAAUAGAGAUUUGUGAUCAUAUACAAAUGUGAGCAAGGGUUGAAAAUAUUGUUUUAGUCGGAUAUUAUAUCUUGCUGUCAAUUUGCAGUCCACAAAUUAUUUGUAAUUAUGUUCCGGCCCUCUGACCAUCCGCUCAAGAAACAAUCAGCCCGCGGUUGAAUCUAGUUCAUGAUCCCUGGAUUAGGCUAUUAAGCCUAGCCUACUGUUAUUUAAUUAAUAUUACUAUGGUGAGUGUGAAGUGGGUUUCAGACGUGGAUUGUGGUGUGUUUGCCCACCGUAGUUAGCAUGUGACUGAGAUUACCCUGCUGUGCUGGGUCACUGUGCUUGUGUCUCUGUGUACCUCAGAGAGAGUGUGGAGGUAUAACCUAAUAAUAAUUUUGAGGGUGCUUAUAUUUGUCCUGUUACACACAAGUGUGUAAUGGAGAUAUUUCUUGUAUAUCCCAACUUCCCCUGAGACACCCGCAGGGAGUGGGGUCACCAUUGUACAGUGCCCCUGGAGCAAUUAGGGUUAAGUGCCUUGCUCAAGGGCACAGUGACAGAUUAUGAUUUUUUUUUUACCUUGUCGGUUACGUUAUUUGAACCAGCGACCGUUCAAACCUCGAGGCUACCUCCUGCCGGCCACUUCUGUGGCUCAGAGUGCGAUCACAGAUAAUAAGUCAUAAUAAUCUCACGUGCAUGUUCCGUUUAUCUCUGACAUUCAGCUUUUUAUGGUUUGAGUGCGAGAUCCCAUUGAACUCUACCAUUUUUCUGAAUGACAUUCCGGCGUGGGGUGCAGGUAAGUAAGCAGGCUUCAAUGCAUUCAAGUCUCCAGCAGCAUCCUUUAGAAACAGAAUACAAUGUUUAGAAAUGAAUGAACCAGACAUUUCAGCUGAAUAUAUUUAUCAUCUCUAGGCCUAUUGCCAAAAUUGCUAAUGUUAGCAACAACUAAUUGGAAUUUGUAAGAAAAUUGUGUAAUGUACAUGAAUGCGCUAUGAAGAAAAUUGUGUACUGUACACGAUAACAUGGACUUUUUCGCGUGCCUGUCACGAAUUUUGAAUAAGUAAUUUAUCUAUUUCACAAUAAGCUGUGAUGGUGUGUUGCGUGAACAGCAGGAUAUCUGACAAAUUGGCCCUUUUUUGCCAGAAUGACACUGUCAAGGAUUUAGCCUGUCUAAAUGACAGAAGUAAUUGAUGGGCUUUAAUAAUAAUAUAAUAAUAAUAAUAAUAAUAAUAAUAAUAAUAAUAAUAAUAUGCCAUUUAGCAGAUGCUUUUAUCCAAAGCGACUUACAGUCAUGUGUGCAUACAUUUUUACGUAUGGAUAUUUAUUGCUCACUGACUGACUGACUGACUUACUGUGUGUCUGACUUUUCCGUAUACACACUCAGGUACACACGCAGACAACCAUACUCAUAUCCACCCCUUCAGUCACUCUCACACAAUCACACACACACUGACACUCAGCCUAAGGCAUAUGACACUCAAAACAGAGUCACCGUUAGAUGACUCAGACUUACAAAUGUUCUUAUGAUGUGUAUCUAUGGGACUAAAUGUAUUAAUAUCCAUAGACCAGUCUGGCAGAUCUGGCAACCUGUAUUCGUUAGGUAGAUGUAAGGCGCAUAUGGACAUUUCCAUUUAAAAGGACCCAUGAGCACCAACAGUUCAUAGGAGCAUAUCAAAUUGGGUGUCAAAUGAAAGUUACAAGUCUAUUUUUGUUGUUGAAAUUAAGGCAUAUAUACAUUUUUCAACCAUUUUCCAUCCAAAAAAUUUGGAAUAAGCAAAGGCUUUGAUUUCUGGUCAAACCGAUGGAAAAGGUGUCUUAGAAAACAUCUACCUAAAAAAGUCUUAAAAGGUGUUAGAAAUACAUCAAAACAUAAUGUUGACGUAAAGACCCCUGCUAACUAAUAUCAACAUUUACUGUAUAUUUCGUUUUGGAUAAAUGUUUCUGCCUUCUGUAAGUUUAAGAAACAUUGCCUUGUGCCUUGAACUUUCCAAAAACCCACAUAUCUUUAAGAUAUUUUCUAAUUUCUCUCCCUCAUGAGGAGGGAGGAUAAUGAAACUUAACAUAAUUCACAAGUAAAGGUAGACCUAUCAAUUAGUUAGUGUUUUUACUGAUAUCAAUUUUGUUUAUGAAUUAUUAAGUGAUUAAAACUAAAUUCCGUUACCUAUUUGGUAACGGAAUUUCUGAAAUUGCGUUGGCUACAACGGGAAAUCGUAGUAGUCACAAACCGCAGUCGGGUUAACAAGCUUGGACAGCAUAGUACAGCACAGUAAAGAAAAGUAGAGUAUGCUAUAAUGUACUUUACUGAACUCUACUCUACCGUGCUGUACUCUACUGAGCUCUACUGUGCUGAAACAUAGACGUCUAACUAUGAUUGGUUCAGAUUUGGUCCGGUCUGGACCAACCAAAUGUGGACUUGUUUUGGGGCAGUGCUCAUUAAAAAUAAUAGCCAGUAACCAUGUUUUUAUGCAAGUAAAGUCAUAACGUAUAAAAAAAAAAAUCACGACAGCUGUGAUGGAAACAAAGUUUCGGAACAAUUUUAUAAAUGCCGACAGAUCAUUUGUUCGUUCGACAUGGUGUGAUCUUUUUGUCUGUAAAUUGUUAAAAGUAGUCCUUGUGCAUAGAGUUGUAUGGUUUGUUAAACUUUGAAAUCAAUGGUUUUUGUUUGGCAUACAUUUUAAAUGAAAAAUCUGAGUCUCCGCUCAAUUCCAUUAGACCAACUCCAGCACAGCGGUAAUCUUGAUGCUUCCAACAAUUUCAUGUAUCCUAUUGACCAAAGUUUCCAUCUGAUACGACCUUCAGGUAGGUGUAAGCAGUAGGGCUGUGAUGAUUAUGGAGUUUUGGGUAACGAUUAAUUUUCAUGCAAAUGACAACAGUUUAUUGUCAUUUUUGUUAAAAUGUUUUGCGCUUGUAAUGCAUCAUAAUGCUUAUUUGAAAAUGUGCUACAAAAUAUCUAAUGAAUACAACACAGCUUUGGUGACACCUCAGUUUAGAAAAUGAAUGAAUGGUUUUUUACCACUUGGAACUUUUAUACGUUUUUGGGACGUUUUUUCUACCAAUCACGAUGUUCUGCUCGCAAAAUAGUUAGCAACUUUGCCUUCUUCAUGUAAAAAUGAAAAACUGCUAUUCAGUAAACUAUAUCUAGUCCUACUUGAAAAUAAAGUUGCCCCCCCCCCCCCCUCCUAAAAUUAAUGCAUUAAACGGAUACUUCCUGCUAGCAGAUACCCACAGACUUCCAGUCAUUGUGUUGACGAUGGUUAGCAUUCGCUCUCGAAACUUCCUUCAUACUGGACACAGAGACAUCCACAAGUUCAUCUGACUCUGUGGAAGUAGAUAAAGGGCCUCAUUGCCAAAAUCCUAAAGUAUCCCAUUAAGAAGAUUAUGAUGAUUUAUUUAUUUUACUUCAUGUUUAUAAUCCAUAAUUGUUUAUUACCUGAUUAUUACACAAUUAUUACACAAUUAUUAAUUGUUGUGCCAGCCCUAGGAAGCAGUCAGCCUAUGGGCUUAGGGAAGCUCCAUUUCUAUGUAGGAUGGUUUCAUAGUGUUUAUAGGAUUCUCACUUGAGUAGAGGGUAUGGAAACUGUCUGUUGGUGGAAGACUUAAGGAGAUAACUAUUUGCUAUCCUAUCUCUUACCCCUCUGCUUCUUCUGUCUUAUCUCCCUCUCCCUUUUGUUUUUCUGCCACUCCACCCCCCCCCCCCCCCCCCCCCCCCCCCCCCCCACACACACACACACACACACAAACUACUAGACAUUUUGAUCAGAAAUAUUCCUUGACUUCCUCUAAUACACCUAUAACAACAUAUGUCGAAGGACAGGUGCUCUAAGCUCCAUUCCUUUACAGAAGUGCAGUAACUGUAGCCCUUAAAUGCAGUUAGCAGCACAUAUUUUGUUAAUGUAGUUUGGUCAUUCUAUAAAGCAGCAGAGUAGAAGUCAAUGCAGUUACACAUGACUGUGGUAAUAGGAGCCCACACAGAGAGCAGAGGCGUGGGUCUGGCUUUGAAGAUUUACUUCAGACUAUGAUUACUGCUUUCACAUAGGAAUUACGGUAUUUUGCCUGUAAAAAAAUUUGGGCCAAUCUUUAUAUGCCCCCCUUACAAGCAGGCCCAUUUUCACCACAUUCUUGCCUGCAUAUGCGUUUUUAUACCUCCCGUGUGCAUGCCAGCAUGCUGGGGAUGAGUGGUUGUAAUGGUGUGCAGAUGUGGGUGGGUGUCUACUUUUAUAAAUCCAUUGAGAAUAUACACCAUCCAAAAGAAAUCCAUUAUUAAUUUGUUUAGGCAGAUCCUGAGAAACAUAAGACUAAUACAAUAUAUUUUCAAAAGAAUAGCAUAUUUUGAGUUUAAUUAGGCCUAUGUUACGUGUCUGUGCAGCCAUGGCUGUGCCAUCCAAAUGAAGUCAAUAGUUUGCUAUUUUGUUCAUUAAACAGACAAAACAAACCUACCCGAUCACAGUCAACACGCAUAUAUAUAUAUAUAUAUAUAUAUAUAUAUAUAUAUAUAUAUAUAUAUAUAUAUAUUUGAUAGUAAGAAGAAUAUAACAGAAUAAAAUACAAAAUAUUUUUCCCACACAACUUGUCAUGGGAAUGUGUAGAACCGCUGUCAUAUAUAAAAAAAAGUUAUAUUUUGAAACCCAAGCCCAUGCGUUUUUGAUCCACGUUGAAUCUCUUUCCUACCCAAUAAUAACAAUCCUAUUUUCAAAAGCAUGUGAGUCUCGUGUUCAUAUUUCACAACGUAGGCAGACUUUUGGAGCUGUCUAUAUGCGAUUGAGCAAAAUAAUGGGCCUACUCUUGAUUUAGGCUACAUUAUUGCAUGCUAAAUGUUUUUGAUCAGUGAUAGAUGAGCAAACGAAUAGAUGAGCUAUACCACCUCCACUUAUUUUUCCAGCCAGAAACCAACUAACCAAAUAGCCUAUACAGACAGAGAGUUAGUGAAACAAAAUCACAUUGAUUAUAAGACAAGCCAGUGAAGUCAGAGGCUUUUGGUCGGGAGUAGGCUACUAAGUGACUGCGAGUGAAGACCACUAGAUGCCUGACCGUUGUGUCACAACAUAAUUCAGAGAACAAAGCCUAACUACUGUGUUACAAACCUAACCUUUCCUUACUACAGUACAGUAGUUACUUGCUGUAAUGGCUUCUUAUGAGUUACAAUAAGUCCUCUUUGUUGUAAUGGUCUGUGUCUGUCUGUUUCUCCUGGUGUUUGAUGUAUCCCUCUGUAAUACCCAGGGCCCUACAGUAGAAUAAAAUACAGUGAACUACAAUUGCAACACAGGGGGUAUUCAUAUUAACUAAAACCCAUUAUUUCCUGUAGUUGUUGUUGUGCAGCAAGAAUGCAUGUUUGGAUUCUUUACGUUGAUAGAACCAUGUUUACCAUGUGACUAUAGUGUUUCGUCAACUCAACUCUGUUAGUGUUUGGAGUGAGCAGUGCGGGGGGCUUAGUGUGUGUGUGUGUACUGUACUAUAUUGGCUUGGAUUCCAUGGAUAGCUGCUCUGUCACAGUACACCACACACACACACACACACACACACCCUUUCUGCCCGCUGUCUAUCUUUAGUAUUUAAGCCCUUUUGUUGCAGGUGUACUGUAUAGAUGGUUUAAACAUAAUCAUGUUUUAUUAGUAUUUAAGCUCUUUGUGUUUGGCGGUGGAGCGUUAACAUAGUUUAAUAGACCUUCCUGGGGUGUCAGCAUUCUUUCAUCCCCCCCCACAGAGUCAACUAAUGAAACAACAACAGCAACACCAGCUACUGUAAUGGAAAGGACCAUAGUGAUUAACAGUCAAUAGCUCUUAUCCCCUGUAAGGAUGGUGGCGGCACAAUGCCACUCUGCCACGCUGCUAUUCUUUACAACCACUUUCAUGUAGAUUUGUCCGAAUUUUCAACAAAGGAGAGUUGGCCGUCUUGCCUCUGUUCUGUAUCUCAGGAUAAGAGCAUUGAGUGUUUUAACAAAUCUGUCUCCACCAGCAGUACGUACAAGAAGUGUUGUAGUCUUGACUUUUGUUUAAUUCAAACUGUGUGUUUCUGUUGCUAAAACUAGUGAGCAUUACAGAUUAUUCCUAAGAAGGAGGAGAAGAGUGCCCACGCUUUUCUGGAGCAAGUGGCAGUGUCUUCUAUUGUCUGACUCUUGUUGCUGGUGAAGCCUGCCACAGCAAAAUCCACAAUCGCACACACCCAGGUCCAAAGCUGUCAUCUCAACACAUACAUACACACCCCAGCAUGGUUCCGUGGCCUCUGACCUCUCUAGGCCAAUGCCCUAUUGACCCUUGACCCUUAUAAAUAAAAGGCUCUGCCUUUCGUAGGUGACUUCACAUGCCCUGUCUGCAACAGACGAUGCGGAGUUCCAUAAUCUAAGUAAGUGUGUGUGUGGGGCAGUGGUUCCCAAACUGUGGGGCUAGUGCGCAAGGGGGGGUGCCAAAAGUUUGGGAACUCAGUCCAGCUUUAAACUUACUCUUGAAAGUUGUAAUAGUAGAAUGCACAAGGUGCAAUGGGUAGUGCCUCAUCAGUUCAUCUUGUCAUGUAAGUCAUAUCUUAGAGAGCUAUUUAUAACUUGUCAGAAAUGUCCAGAUCAACUAGCCCAUGUCAGCUACCGUUUUUUUUAUUUAGGUUUUUUAGCCUGUAGAUAUUGUUGUAAUUUUUUUGUCACUCAAAUAUCACAUGGAUACACAUUAGACGUAGCAAAAUGUAUGGAAUUGCAAGAAAAUUUGCUUUAAAACUGCAACAUUUUAUUUGUGCCCCAUGACAAAAUGUGUAGAAUUGCAGGAAAUAAACUUUAAACCUGCAAAAUUCUCUCCACCAACAAGAGGUGUGUGAACAGUUUGUCUCAUGAACAAUGCUUUACCCAUAGAAAUAGACGUGGUGCACGCAGGGGGGGGGCGCGGGAUGUUCCCCAAUGCUGGAUGGGGGACCUGAGUGAAAAAGUUUGGGAACCCCUGGUGUAGGGGUUAACGGAAGCGUGAAGUCUUGUCUGUCAGUGUAAGCAAGCAAGCAAAAGGGCAGAUUGGAGUCGGCAUUAUGUAUUUCUGGCCUAGACAAUAACACAGCCAGGACUAGGGCUGUUGCGGUGACCGUAUUACCGCCACACCGGCGGUCACGAGUCAUGAAGGCAGUCAAAUUCCACGUGACCGUUUAGUCACGGUAAUUAGGCUUCUCCAAGCUCUGAUGCUGCUGAUGGUCAUUAGUAGCCUACCAAACUUGCUAACUGCCUAAUCAAACACUUCAUGAGAGCCCAUCAGCUCAUGUUGCGCAACAUUUCAAUAGGCUAUGCAAUUGCGCAAGAAAACAGUGAUGGCCUCUACUGAAAAGAGGAGGAUCAGCUUUCUAUAGGCUAGGCCUACUAUAUUUAUUUUUCAACUUUCAUAAUAUUAAGCACAUUGCUUAUAUUUACAACAGAAGGAUAGCCUACCUGGCUGGCAUGAAAAUAAACCACGGGGGAAAGCGUCCUCCAUUCGCUAUUUAAGUGCAUAGAUGACAUGUCUUUUUUUCCCGCUUCCCCUGUUUCGAUACAAGUGCAUGAUAAUGGUCCAUUCUAAUUCUAAACAAAUUUCACAUAUAUAUAUAUAUAUAUAUAUAUAUAUAUAAUUUAGUAUAUGUAAAGACAAGAUUAAAUCAAGAAUAGUCUGAUGGGUGACAAUAUUAGCCUAUCACUUGUGAAUUAUAUGUUAUCACUUGUGAAUGAUGCCCAGUAUAAGAAACCAUGCCUUUUUUUUGCGAGCUUUUUUUAAUCAUAGUCGCACACCUCGUAGCCUAGCCGAUAGGCCUACUAUUUUAAUAAGGUUUGUAUCACAACUAAAGUGGCCAAUUAACAUUAAUAUGCGUUACAAGAGGUGUAGAGCCUAACUGGCAUACAUAAGCAGCGUGUGAGUUUCAAGUUUGGGGAAGAUAAUUUUCACUAUAAAAAUGCACCUUUUUUAUAAUAAAAGCAUUACAUGCAUAAUCCCAUUUGUGGUCACUUUUGAUAGUGGUGUUUUCCCGCUAAUGGAACAUUUGCGCUUAAAGCCUACUGCCAUGUGCGCAUUGCUGUGCUUAUAAUGUGAAGAAAUAGCCUAAUAGUUUAUCAACAUUUUAAGCUAAACGUUCUGAUCUGUUGCGUUAACCUCAUUGCGUAAAAACUUUUUUGGGACGCUAGUGAUUGUAUUAAUUUGGGAUCUAUCGCAUCCCACAACUGUCCCAGACUAUGUUUGGAAUAUUAAUUUCUCGCACAGAAUAGAAUAGAUCAACUUUUGUACUAUGGAGGAUAGUAGAUUGACAUAGGCUAGUGCUUUUGCUGUUCGUUAGGCCUACUCAUCUUGUUGGCUGACGAAAAGUACAUCUGGACAGUUCUUCCAAUAUCUUCAAUAUGCACCUCGGAAUUGGAUAAGGACGCGUGCAGUUGCGUCCCCGAUGUGUUUGUCUUCACUUGUAGCCUGUGAGAAAGACCCGAUCACGUGAUGGAGAGGCUUCAGAGCGGGCAGCAUUUAGGGAGAAGGGCUGCAAAAGGCAUGGAUUUUUUUAGGGUGCAUUAUGGCCACACAAAGGGGAAGCCACCGGGAAAUUCAAGGCUUCUCAAAUUGUGAAUGAGAGACUGACGAAGUGUGUACAGCCUGCGCAAAAAAAAACAAAGCAGAGCUCAUGCCUUUUCAAGCGACUUUUUUUCCAAUCAUCAUUAGAGUUGCAUCAUGCAGCCUUACAAUGUAUUGAAAAUCAAACCUAUAGCCCAACAUUUGUAGAACAACUAAAGUUACAUGAAUAACUCUAAAUUAAGCUUAUAAGAGUACCUAUUUAUUUGUUAACCGCUCAACACAGAAUAGCCGCAGUGCGCACUUAUUCAGCUUUGUUCAAUUGUAUUCUUCAUAAUAUAAAAUAAUGCCACGGAAUUCUAAGCAAAUCUUGUCUGCUAAAUGAACUAGUGUAGCCCACAGCCAUUUGGCAUAGCCAGAUCAGGAUCUAACAUAAGGACAACUCAGAGUAUGCUAUUCUGUUCUUCUGAAAUAGACUACAUUUUCUUCAUAUCAUGCUUCUUUAGACCUGUCUAAAAUAAAUAAUGGAUUUAUUGUAAAGGUGUAGGCUAUAUUACAUGGAUUUAUUAGACUUUUUUAAAUGUAGAUGUUCCAAUGGUCAGCAUCAGUGGCUUGUAGGCUAUGUGUGGAAGCCAGGAGAUGCUAAAUGUGUUUAUGUUAAUUAACGAUCAAUUACCGUGAGAUCGACAGUUAUUUGCUUGACAAUCACCGGCUGACAAAAUGUCAUGACUGCCCUAGCCAGGACCUAUUUGUGUCUGUAUGUGAGGGAUGGGUGUGUGUGCGUGCCUGCAUGCCUGUGUGAGAGACAUAAGGAGAUUUAAACCUGUUUAAGUGGAGACGCUGGAUGAAAUUUUAGUCCUCUCCAUUCCCUGAGUUCUCAUGCCAAAGUUAAUAAUAAUCAAAUAUAUGUUGAGGGACUCAGGAGUGCAUGGCUGCUUCCCAGUCUUUCACUGUGUAGAUUAUCAUGACACCAGAUUAUCACCAGAUUAUGAGGUCAUGACAGAUUAAAUCCCAUAGAGACAUCUUUGAGACCUUUCAGCUGAUAGGAUAGAAAUCCCUCCGUCUCUCUUUCCAUAUAAGAAAGUUUUCCAAUCCAUCUUAACAAAACCCCAGCCAGUCCUUGCAUAUUUUUGCUCACCUGAUUCAACUAAUCACCUAAUUACUAAGCCCUUGAUUAGAAUUUGAAGCUAUUCGAUACCAAAUGUGAUCUAUCUCUGAAUUUGCCAUGAUAAAACAGAGUAUCAGCUGCCUGUACUACAAUCUCUCUGGCUAACUUCAGUAAUAAAGUAUUGAUACCAGGCGGUGUGUACAGAUGUAUCUUUCUUGCGAAGACCUGGCCAUGCUUAGCUGUGGACAAACAUCUGGUGGACUUGGAUACACACACACACACACUAGAGCUGGGACGAUAAACCGAAAAUUAUCGACACCGACCAUACCGAUCACUUAUUGCAGGCAUUUUGCUGAUAUCGUUCAUUACAAUAAGAAGCCUAUACUAAAGAAAUGUAAAGUUUUGAAAUGAAUUAAGUUUGCUAAUAUGGGUGAUUGUUAAUGGGACAAUUGAUGGCUACAACAAUCAAACUAGUAGUAGUAGUUUAAAGGAUAAUAAAUAAAUAAAAACCUGUGGUGCACAUUAAUGUUAUAAACUUAUUGUUCUAUUUAUUGUUAUUGCAUCAAUUCAGGAAAUGUAUCGCGAUAGGAAUUUUUCUCCAUAUCGCCCAGCUCUAACACACGCACACAUAUCUGGUUGGCAGGGAUUGUUUUCCUCCUCCAGUGGAAUCUUACAUCACAGUGGAACACAGCUCAGGUUACCAUGGUGAUGGAGCCAUCACUGUCAACCCGGGGUAUUCUGGGUAUGGUUACAGUUAGUGAUGCACGUGUCUCUCUUCAAAAUCAAAUCAAAUUUUAUUGGUCACAUACAGUGGGGGGGAAAAAGUAUUUAGUCAGCCACCAAUUGUGCAAGUUCUCCCACUUAAAAGGAUGAGAGAGGCCUGUAAUUUUCAUCAUAGGUACGCGUCAACUAUGACAGACAAAUUGAGAGAGAAAAAAUCCAGAAAAUCUAAUUGUAGGAUUUUUUAUGAAUUUAUUUGCAAAUUAUGGUGGAAAAUAAGUAUUUGGUCACCUACAAACAAGCAAGAUUUCUGGCUCUCACAGACCUGUAACUUCUUCUUUAAGAGGCUCCUCUGUCCUCCACUCGUUACCUGUAUUAAUGGCACCUGUUUGAACUUGUUAUCAGUAUAAAAGACACCUGUCCACAACCUCAAACAGUCACACUCCAAACUCCACUAUGGCCAAGACCAAAGAGCUGUCAAAGGACACCAGAAACAAAAUUGUAGACCUACACCAGGCUGGGAAGACUGAAUCUGCAAUAGGUAAGCAGCUUGGUUUGAAGAAAUCAACUGUGGGAGCAAUUAUUAGGAAAUGGAAGACAUACAAGACCACUGAUAAUCUCCCUCGAUCUGGGGCUCCACGCAGGAUCUCACCCCGUGGGGUCAAAAUGAUCACAAGAACGGUGAGCAAAAAUCCCAGAACCACACGGGGGGACCUAGUGAAUGACCUGCAGAGAGCUGGGACCAAAGUAACAAAGCCUACCAUCAGUAACACACUACGCCGCCAGGGACUCAAAUCAGUAAACACACUACGCCGCAGGGACUCAAAUCCUGCAGUGCAAGACGUGUCCCCCUGCUUAAGCCAGUACAUGUCCAGGCCCGUCUGAAGUUUGCUAGAGUGCAUUUGGAUGAUCCAGAAGAGGAUUGGGAGAAUGGCAUAUGGUCAGAUGAAACCAAAAUAUAACUUUUUGGUAAAAACUCAACUCGUCGUGUUUGGAGGACAAAGAAUGCUGAGUUGCAUCCAAAGAACGCCAUACCUACUGUGAAGCAUGGGGGUGGAAACAUCAUGCUUUGGGGCUGUUUUUCUGCAAAGGGACCAGGACGACUGAUCCGUGUAAAGGAAAGAAUGAAUGGGGCCAUGUAUCGUGAGAUUUUGAGUGAAAACCUCCUUCCAUCAGCAAGGGCAUUGAAGAUGAAACGUGGCUGGGUCUUUCAGCAUGACAAUGAUCCCAAACACACCGCCCAGGCAACGAAGGAGUGGCUUUGUAAGAAGCAUUUCAAGGUCCUGGAGUGGCCUAGCCAGUCUCCAGAUCUCAAUCCCAUAGAAAAUCUUUGGAGGGAGUUGAAAGUCCGUGUUGCCCAGCGACAGCCCCAAAACAUCACUGCUCUAGAGGAGAUCUGCAUGGAGGAAUGGGCCAAAAUACCAGCAACAGUGUGUGAAAACCUUGUGAAGACUUACAGAAAACGUUUGACCUGUGUCAUUGCCAACAAAGGGUAUAUAACAAAGUAUUGACAAACUUUUGUUACUGACCAAAUACUUAUUUUCCACCAUAAUUUGCAAAUAAAUUCAUAAAAAAUCCUACAAUGUGAUUUUUCUGGAUAUUUUUUUUCUCAUUUUGUCUGUCAUAGUUGACGUGUACCUAUGAUGAAAAUUACAGGCCUCUCAUCUUUUUAAGUGGGAGAACUUGCACAAUUGGUGGCCGACUAAAUACUUUUUUUCCCCACUAUACACAUAUUUACACAUAUUUAGCAGAUGUUAUUGCGGGUGUAGCAAAAUGCUUAUGUUCCUAGCGCCAACAGUGCAGUAGUAUCUAACAAUUCGCAACAAUACACAAAUAUCUAAAAGUAAAAGAAUGGAAUUAAGAAAUAUAUAAAUAUUAGGACGAGCAAUGUCGGAGUGGCAUUGACUAAAAUCUAGUAGAAUAGAAUACAGUAUAUACAUAUAAAAUGAGUAAAGCAGUAUGUAAACAUUAUUAAAGUGACUAGUGUUCCAUUAUUAAAGUGACCAGAGAUUUCAUGUCUAUGUAUAUAGGGCAGCAGCCUCUAAGGUGCAGGGAUGAGUAACCGGGUGGUAGCCGGCUAGUGUAUACGUCAAUGUUAUUCUCAGAGGCUACCUGGAACAUAUCCCAGUCCGCGUGAUCAAAACAAUCUUUACGCAUGUUUUCCAAUUGGUCAGACCAGCGUUGAAUAGACCUUAGCACAGGUACUUCCUGUUUGAGUUUCUUACUCCUCCCCCUCUGUUUCUCUCUCUCUCUUUCUGUCUCUUUCUAUUUCUGUCUAUCCCCCUCUCUCUACACAUUCUAAUCCUCAGAGUAUGUACUUCUGUUUAUAAAGAAGUUGUCUUUUGGUUGUUUCAGGGCUGUGGUAAUAUUUUUCCUUCCUAUUAAAUGUAGUCAUAUGACUAUCACUCUGGGUGAACAAUAAACAGAUGUGGUUAUUCUAGGAGCUUUUGUAAAGUUUUGAUUUCCUAUUCUUGUACAUUUCACUUCUGUUUCUCUAGAACUGCAAUGGCCGAGGAGUCUUAUAACUGACUGUAAACACACACACACACACACACACAUUUGACACAACGUGUAACUAUUGACACAACGUGCUUUUGUCACACCUAUAAGAUGACAUGAACAAAGAUUAUCUAUUAUAUUGACAAGAUAACCGAGUGACCGCUCCAAUCAUUGAGGACAUGCAUUUCCGUUGUUAAAGGCAGGCGGAUCAGGUGAGACCAUUCUAGUCAAUGAGAGGGCAGAUACGCAUGUGAACAACAGGCACAACUAAGUUUUUCUCAAAGUUGCCGGAAUGCCACGUGCAUCCACUUAUAUCAGUACUUUUGUAACAGUCUAAACAUUACGAAACUUCUAUUUGAUAAUAUAAGCCUCAUGUAAUUCUACACUCUCCAUAGACCUCCAUACAAAAAAGGGCUUAUCUCAAGCGGACAGAUUUUGGGCAGAGUAAAUCCUCUCGCUUCGCCUUUUCCUCUCUGACAUGAAUGAACACUGAAGUAACUCUCUCCACACAACCCCCCCAACACACACACACACACUGAAACGUGUACCCUUCAGCAUUCAGGGUUGGAGUUAGGGAGUGAUGUGUUACCACACAGAGGAGCAGGCGGAUGGAAUGAUGUCAACACUGGGGCUCUCCUCAAGCUCGCGCAUGCACACACACACACGGGGGAAACAGCUGUGUUAGCCUCUCACAAAUACCACUGUGGCCUAUGGGACAUACUACACACACCACUGUAGUUUACUAUGGGACAGAGUGCCACUGUAGGACAGCCUGUUAGGGCAUAUUAUUUCCAUGUCACAAAAAGGUGUGCGUGUGUGAUAGGUCUAUAGCUGGAGAGGGAGAGACAGAGGAUAGAAACCAAUCGAUUAUCAAUCUCAUUAAUUACCUGACUGAUGAACGGUUAAUGAAUGUUGGCUGUCACAUUAACCACUAUCUCUCCCCCCCCCCCCCCCCCCCUCAGCUCUCUCCUCUCUCUCUCCAUCUCUUUCUCCCACUCUCUCUCGCUUCUCCCACCUACCCCCUCCUCCUCUCCCUCUUUCACCCCUCCCACACAGAUGCACCCCGCUGCCCAGCUCGACAGGAGCGAUGGGAUGUGUCAACUAGGUACUUCACUUACCAACAUUUAACACUGACUAAGGGGGGGAAGGUGUGAGACGGGGAGGGGGUUAGAAGAGGGUAGGGGGAGACGGGGGGAUGGGGGAGGGGGUUAGAAAAGGGUAGAAAGGGAAAGGGGUGGGGUGGUUGGGGUUACGAGUGAUGGGGGAGACCAGGAUGGAGGGUGAUGUCAACUAGGUACUUCACACAUUGUCCAACACUCCACAUGAAGAUGGAUGAGAAGGAGGGGAGGAUGGGAGAAGGGAGUUGGGGCAUGUGGGGUAUAAUAAGGGUGGGAGGUUGGGGCAUGUGGGGUAUAAUAAGGGUGGGAGGUUGGGGCAUGUGGGGUAUAAUAAGGGUGGGGGAGUUGGGGCAUGUGGGGUAUAAUAAGGGUGGGAGGUUGGGGCAUGUGGGGUAUAAUAAGGGUGGGGGAGUUGGGGCAUGUGGGGUAUAAUAAGGGUUGGGGCAUGUGGGGUAUAAUAAGGGUGGGAGGUUGGGGCAUGUGGGGUAUAAUAAGGGUUGGGGCAUGUGGGGUAUAAUAAGGGUGGGAGGUUGGGGCAUGUGGGGUAUAGAUAGGGUUGGGGUGUGGGUAUAAUAAGGGUGGGAGGUUGGUGGCAUGUGGGGUAUAUAAGGGUGGGAGGUUGGGCAUGUGGGUAUAAUAAGGGUGGGAGUUGGGGCAUGGGUGGGGUAUAAUAGGGUGGGAGGUUGGGGCAUGUGGGGUAUAGUAAGGGUGGGAGGUUGGUGCAUGUGGGGUAUAGUAAGGGUGGGAGAUUGGGGCAUGUGGGGUAUAGUAAGGGUGGGAGGUUGGGGUAUAGUAAGGGUGGGAGGUUGGUGCAUGUGGGGUAUAAUAAGGGUGGGAGGUUGGGGCAUGUGGGGUAUAGUAAGGGUGGGAGGUUGGUGCAUGUGGGGUAUAGUAAGGGUGGGAGGUUGGGGCAUGUGGGGUAUAAUAAGGGUGGGAGGUUGGGGCAUGUGGGGUAUAGUAAGGGUGGGAGGUUGGGGCAUGUGGGGUAUAGUAAGGGUGGGAGGUUGGGGCAUGUGGGGUAUAGUAAGGGUGGGAGGUUGGUGCAUGUGGGGUAUAAUAAGGGUGGGGGAGUUGGGGCAUGUGGGGUAUAGUAAGGGUGGGAGGUUGGGGCAUGUGGGGUAUAAUAAGGGUGGGAGGUUGGGGCAUGUGGGGUAUAAUAAGGGUUGGGGCAUGUGGGGUAUAAUAAGGGUGGGGAAGUUGGGGCAUAAUAAGGGUGGGAGGUUGGUGCAUGUGGGGUAUAAUAAGGGUGGGAGGUUGGGGCAUGUGGGGUAUAAUAAGGGUGGGGAAGUUGGGGCAUAAUAAGGGUGGGAGGUUGGUGCAUGUGGGGUAUAAUAAGGGUGGGAGGUUGGGCCAUGUGGGGUAUAAUAAGGGUUGGGGCAUGUGGGGUAUAAUAAGGGUGGGAGGUUGGGGCAUGUGGGGUAUAAUAAGGGUGGGGAAGGGGGGAGUUGGGGCAUGUGGGGUAUAAUAAGGGUGGGAGGUUGGGGCAUGUGGGGUAUAAUAAGGGUGGGAGGUUGGGGCAUGUGUGGUAUAGUAAGGGUGGGAGGUUGGGGCAUGUGGGGUAUAAUAAGGGUGGGGAAGGGGGGAGUUGGGGCAUGUGGGGUAUAUUAAGGUUGGGGAAAGGAGCAAGCGCAGCGCUGGUUUCUCAGAACUAGAUUGAAGACUCACUCCAGCUAUAAAAAAAAAAAGCUUUUCCUGUUGAAAAACAAUAUCCCCAGUAUAAAUACAGUAAUGUACACACACUUAAGGGUAAAACAUGUGUUUUGAGCAAAAUAGUGUUUUUUUAGACAUAAGUACAAACUUCAUGGAGUAGGCCAUUCAAAGAGUUGGUGUCUGAUGGUGCCCUCUGAUGUCAUCGGCCUCCCGCCUUGGUUGAGGAACAAUUGAGAACAAAAGAGGAAAGGCCCAUCCCCCCUCCCUCCCCCCCCCCCCCAUUUGUGCAAUGUCAGAGGACACCUGGGCCACCUAUUGAGAUGUGCCUUUUGUUAAGUAAUUCAAGUGAUAAACUGAAAAGGAGACUGGAUGGACUUUGCUCCUGGACUAAAAUGUUCUCUAGAGAGUAGGCUUAAGCUGUCGUUUUUAAAGCAGGGGGGAGGGUGUUGAGAGGAAGGUUAAGUCUGACAGAAGGCCUUGUACGAGUUUAGAAAGAUGACGGGGGUGAGACAGUGGAAGAUAAUCUACAGAUAAACAUGCAGGGAUAGACACAGCCAAAGGUAUUGUGUUAGAGUAUAGAGUAGGGGGAGGGGAGGGGUGAGACCGGGACAUGGAUAGUCACAGGGCUAGACUGAGCCCAAGGACUUGUUUUACGUAAAAUGGAGUUGACAUGAAACCAGAAAUAACACAACACCGCCUGAGACCAACAAACGUAUUAUUAUUAUUAUUAUUAACAAACUGACCUCCCUCUCACACCACCUCCUCCUUCCUCUCUCCGCUUUUAUCCCUUUCUCGCCCUCUUACCCUCCUCCUCAGUCUAUCCCUCACUCUCCUCCCCCUCUAUCCUUGCCUCUGACUCUCUGCUCUCCUCUUGUACCUGUUCUCCUUUCCACCCUAUCUGCCCCUCCCCAAUACCCUGUCUUUAUCCCUCUCGCGCGCUCCUCCUUCAUCCCCUACCCUGUUUCUAAUCGAUCCCUCACAGUAUACUGAAUGAGUGUAUACAUCUGGGUCUGCGUCCCAAAUUGCACCCUAUUCUCUUUAUAGUGCGCUACUUUUGACCGGAGCCCAUAGAGCUCUGGUCAAAAGUAGUGCAGUGUAUAUGGAAUAGGAUGCCAUUUGGGACUCAUUCUGGGUCUCCCAGGCCCAUCCCAGUAUCAGGUCUCUCCACAGUCCUGGAUCACAUCUGACCUCUGCUCAUGAUCCAGUCUGGGGUGAAGAGACGGUGACUGUGCAGAUACUGAUGCCUCAGGUCUGGGGCUCUGGAACCGGGACCAGACAGGUGUCUAUCUGUAAACUCAGCUUUAAGCCCAACUGUAAACUCAGCUUUAAGCCCAACUCUGUACACUUAGGUUUAAGCCCAACUCUGUAAACUCAGUUUUAGGCCCAACCCUGUAAACGUAGCUUUCGGCCCAACCCUGUAAACGUAGGUUUAGGCCCAACCCUGAUCCCCAUCCACACACACCCGUGGAGCUUUUGGCCCAGUGGGCAAAAGGCCCAGUUUCUAGCAUAUUCUACCUAAUACAGUACCUACUAUAAUACUCUAGUCUAGAUGACCUCAGGGGCAGACUCAGGAAAGUUGUGUAGUAAAUGAUCCAUCUUUUAUCUCUCUCUCUCAGUAGAUGACACAGUCCUGGACCAUGUAAGGGAGUUGAAGGAGCAAUCUGCAGUGUUUCUACCGGAGGGAGAGAGCGGAGAGACUGGGAGAGCGAGGGAAGAGGAAGAGGAGGAGGAUACAGGAAUGGGCGUGGGGAAGAAUACCACCGCUAAGUCGAUGGAGGGAGGAGAAGGGGGGAAGUAUGAGGAGGAGAACAAACACAGCGCAGACUUCUACCCCAUUCCGGUACGCUGUGUGUGUGUUCUGUCUGUAUGCAUGCAUCUGUGUGUGUGUGUCUGCUUGCACUGGGGAUUUAGUCAGUUAAAGUGUCAAUCUGCUGUUACUACAUCAAUUUUUUGACUUAUAAAUGAAUGAUAUAUAUACCCAUUGAUUCUUGAAGAAUAUAACUUAUAAAUACCUCAUAAGCCUAGUUCAACUGUCAUACCUCAUCAGAACCCAAAAAUAUAAGCUUAUUUUACUCCAAUGUUUGUAGACAUGGCCUUAAAACAUGCUUAAAACUAUCAUUUUAAUAUCAUGGAUAGUCAGUCCUGGCAUCCAUAGCUCUGUCUAUGAAUUUGAGAGUGGUUACUUUUAUCCAGGCCCAUCCCUCAGCUUUUUACCAAAACAGAGGUGGGGUGCCCACUAUGUUAUUGUUUCAUCCACAGAUUGGCCCUUUAAAGGUCAUCAAGUUGACACACACUGACAGAGGAGUGAUGGUAUAGACGGGGUUAGGCCACCAUACAUAGAGACCUGUCAUUAGGAUCACUUAACACUCGUCAGGGUCACGCGCUGACGAACAUCCACACAUGCACUGCCAGUCUCCAUGUCAUGCCAGUUUUGUUCUGGCCAUUUGCUCUUGGCUGGAACACAGUCCCCUCAUGUAGGUCACACCACAAAUCAACAAAAUGGUUUCCCUAGACACACAAACACACGCAGACAUGAUACUGUCCUGAGGAGCCCAAACACAAAGCCUGUCCAGGUUUUGAGUCCAUCAGAGAUUUACGACUAUAUAUCCUGUUUAUUAUAAGUAUCCCAUUCACAUCCUCCUGUCUGCUGUUACUGAAUGGCUGAAUAGGACAGAGGUGGAUAAAGGGACACAAUGGCUAUCCUCAAUGACCUGUACAGCCAUAGUCUCCCUCCCUUCUGUCUUGUUCGUUCUUUCGUUCUUUCUUUCUUUCUUUCGUUCGUUCUGCAUGACUACCCCAAGGGUGCUAAUUUUGUCAUGUCUAGUUCUGUGAUUUCUGGGCAGCAGGUAGCCUAGCGGUUAGAGCGUUGGGCCAGUAACUGAAAGGUUGCUUGUUCGAAUACCAGAGCCUACAAGGUGAAAAAUCUGUAGAUAGAACAACACAUUUCACUGCACCUAUCCGGUAUAUGUGACAAUAAAACACAUUUUAUAUUAGACAAAGAAAGACUGAUCUUCAGUUCAUUCUAAGGUCUCUCAUCUGAUGACUGCUCUGUCAGCAGUGAUCUUUCCCAACUAGUGAAAGAUGAGCAGUAGGAUAGAAUAUGAUGUGUCCCCAGGAACGGUUCUCUCUCUCUCUCUCUCUCUCUCUCUCUCUCUCUCUCUCUCGCUCUCUCUCUCUCUCUCUCUCUCUCUCUCUCUCUCUCUCACACACUCUCACAAACACACACACACACACACUUGAAUGACGAUAACAUUUGAGUCUGAACAAGAGUAAUUUGUUGUUUUCCAUGCCUGGCAGACGAGAUGCAAAGAUGGAUGAAAGUAUGCAAAGACGCAUCCUCAAAUCAAAUUUAGACACAUGCCACUGUGUGUGUGUGAGACUGAACACUGUCCUUCUAUACAGUGAUCUUCAUCUGUGAUUUGCUAACCAAGCCACAGACGGAGAACACACACCCACAAACAGGACACAACACACACGCACAGUGAUGUCAUGACCUUGGAUCCCUACAGUGUAUGUGUGCAUCAGUGUGAUAAUUAGACCAAUAUAAAAAUAAAUAAAUAAAGUCACAUACACAGGAUAGGUGCAGUGAAAUGUGUUUUUUACAGGGUCAGCCAUAGUAGUAUGGCAGCCCUGGAGGGUUAAGUACCCUGCGACACCUUUUUCUCCACCUCGUCGGCUCGGGUAUUCAACUAAUGAAGGAACUGAUGUACUUAUGGCCCAGUGUUCCCAGAGAUCAUUUCCCAGGCAAAGUGCAAAGCAACACCCAGGCUGUCCUUAUUAUGUCUGUUAGUUGUGUUAACCUUACCCAAUCAGCAUCAAUGUCCUUGCUUUGCUGUGCUUUCCUUGAAAUAUACUCCCUGUUACAGAUACACACUUGUCAGUGUAUGUUAGUUGUGCUACUUUGUAUAAUGCAGUGUGUGAAAUGUUUGUAAAAUACUAGGGUGACGUUUUUGCGGUGCAAAAAAGUGUCACUGUUGUCAAAACACUCUAUCACUGCAAAGGCACAGCGCAUCAGCCUAACACUUUGGAAGUUUGGAAUUUCUCUACCUCUACCCCUACAUUGACUUUAUAAAGUUACAUUUCUGAAAUAAAUGCUGUUACAAUAAUACAGUGAUAAUGGCAUAUGGGUCCUUGGUACUCCAAUUGUUUCAUAGUUAGUUAACCCAGAUCAAGGAUUGACAUGUGUCUGUCUAUGUCUGUCUGUGUAUGUACUGUAGAGGAGGUGGUUAAAGUAUUUUACAUUUACAUUUUUUAGUCAUUUAGCAGACAUUCUUAUCCAGAGCGACUUACAGUUAAUGAGUGCAUACAUUUUUUAUAUAUUUUUAUAUAUUUAGUAUUGACAUGCAUCUGUCUGUGUAGGUGGAUGAAGUAUUGACAUGCAUCUGUCUGUGUAUCUAGUGUAGGUGGAUAAGGUAUUGACAUGCAUCUGUCUGUGUAUCUAGUGUAGGUGGAUAAGGUAUUGACAUGCAUCUGUCUGUGUAUCUAGUGUAGGUGGAUAAGGUAUUGACAUGCAUCUGUCUGUGUAUCUAGUGUAGGUGGAUAAGGUAUUGACAUGCAUCUGUCUGUGUAUCUAGUGUAGGUGGAUAAGGUAUUGACAUGCAUCUGUCUGUGUAUCUAGUGUAGGUGGAUAAGGUAUUGACAUGCAUCUGUCUGUGUAUCUAGUGUAGGUGGAUAAGGUAUUGACAUGCAUGUACUGUACUGUAGGUGGUGGUGAACGGAGUGGAACAGGCCGCUGGAGAGCAGGACACUGAAAACACUGAGCUGAUGGCCAUCUACACUAAAGAGAACCAGGAAGGAGAGAAGGUACGAGACACACAGACACACACACACGCAUAGUUUAAACUCCUAACUCUCCCUUCUCCUCUCACACCACCUCACUCCCCCUGUCCCUCCCACUGUCCCACCCCCUGUCUCUCCACCUAUCCCACACCCUGUCCCUCCCCCUAUCCCUCCACUACAUCCUUUGUUUAUCUCUGCUCUUUUGAUCGUCCCCUCUUCUCUCUGUCACUGUGACUCUGCACUUUUCCCGUUGUGUGAGAACAAGAGAAAGGGAGAGAAAGAGACAGUCACAGAGGCAAGAGGAAUUUCUUGUCGGUGUCUGCUUGAAUCUCUCCCUUUUUUCUCUCUCUCCCUUUCUGAAUCUCUCCCUUUUUGUUUCUUUAUGACUAAACUCUCUUGCUGAAUCAUUCAGCCUUUCCCUCUUCAAUUAUGAAUAUUCUACUCAUCUCCUCCCCCUCUGUCUUUGUCUGGUUAUGCUGCUGUGACAUCAUCAGCCUGUGACUGUGACUGUUCUCUCUAGUCUGUCUGUUGCACCCUAUUUCCUAUAUCAGGGGUCUCCAACAGUUCGAUCGUGAGCUACCAGUAGCUCGCAUCCCACCUCUGAGUAGCUCGCCAAACAAUUCUGAAAGUACAUGCAGUUUACACGUGUUCCACCGCAAACAGUCAUAAACAAAUCUCACAAGUAUCAGACACCAGGAAGCUCCUAGCUACUAUCUAUUCAACGCAACAUUUUCAUUAUCCCACCCCUGGUUAGCCACUAUUGGCUUAAAAAGCCAAACCUAACACAAUAUCUGCCAAUUAACUUCCAGCAAUAUUGGCCCUGUCUGUCUUUGGGGCAUGCGCUCAUUUGUUUAUCACUCCGUGUGUAGCCAGUUGAUGUGAUAACCAUCUUGUGGGUUGACAGAAAUAUUUCCCCCAAAACCUUUUCAAUUAAAUGUUAACUGCAAAGUAGGCUUACCUGGCAGAAGUACACUACCAGUCAAAAGUUUGGACACACUUACUCAUUCAAGGGUUUUUCUUUAUUUUUACAAUUUUUUACAUGUAGAAUAAUAGUGAAGACAUCAAAACUAUGAAAUAACACAUAUGGAAUAAUGUAGUAACCAAAAAAGUGUUAAACAAAUCAAAAUAUAUGUUAUAUUUGAGAUUCUUCAAAUAGCCACCCUUUGCCUUGAUGACAGCGUUGCACACUCUUGGGAUUCUCUCAACCAGUUUCACCUGGAAUGCCUUUCCAACAGUCUUCCCACAUAUGCUGAGCACUUGUUGGCUUCUUUUCCUUCACUCUGCGGUCUGAAUCAUCCCAAACCAUCUCAAUUGUGUUGAGGCCAGGUCAUCUGAUGCAGCACUCCACUCUCCUUCUUGGUAAAAUAGCCCUUAUACAGCCUGGAGGUGUGUUGGGUCAUUGUCCUGUUGAAAAACAAAUGAUAGUCCCACUAAGCCGAAACCAGAUGGGAUGGCGUAUCGCUGCAGAAUGCUGUGGUAGCCAUGCUGGUUAAGUGUGCCUUGAAUUCUAAAUAAAUCACUGACAGUGUCAGCAGCAUAGCACCCCCACACCAGAACACCUCCUCCUUCAUGCUUUACGGUGGGAACUACACAUGCGGAGAUCAUCUGCUCACCCAUACCGCGUCUCACAAAGAUACGGCGGUUGGAACCAAAAAUCUCAAAUUUGGACUCCAGACCAAAGGACACAUUUCCACUGGUCUAAUGUCCAUUGCUCGUGUUUCUUGGCCCAAGCAAGUCUCUUCUUCUUAUUGGUGUCCUUUAGUAGUGGUUUCUUUGCAGCAAUUUGACCAUGGAGGCCUGAUUCACACAGUCUCUUCUGAACAGUUGAUGUUGAGAUGUGUCUGUUACUUGAACUCCCUGAAGCAUUUGUUUGGGCUGCAAUUUCUGAGGCUGGUAACUCUAAUGAACUUAUCCUCUGCAGCAGAGGUAACUCUGGGUCUUCCAUUCCUGUGGCGGUCCUCAUGAGAGUCAGUUUCAUCAUAGCGCUUGAUGGUUUUUGCGACUGCACUUGAAGAAACUUUCAAAGUUCUUGAAAUGUUCCGUAUUGACUGACCUUCAUGUCUUAAAGUAAUGAUGAACUGUCGUUUCUCUUUGCUUAUUUGAGCUGUUCUUACCAUAAUAUGGACUUGGUCUUUUACCAAAUAGGGCUAUCUUCUGUAUACCCCCUACCAUGUCACAACACAACUGAUUAGCUCAAACGCGUUAAGAAGGAAAUACAUUCCACAAAAUAACUUUUAAGGAGGCACACCUGUUAAUUUAAAUGCAUUCCAGGUAACUAUCUCAUGAAGCUGGUUGAGAGAAUGCCAAGAGUGUGCAAAGCUGUCAUCAAGGCAGAGGGUGGCUAUUUGAAGAAUCUCAAAUAUAAAAUAUAUUUUGAUUUGUUUAACACUUUUUGGGUUACUACAUGAUUCCAUAUGUGUUAUUUGAUAGUUUUGAUGUCUUCACUAUUAUUCUACAAUGUAGAAAAUAGUUUUAAAAAAUAAAGAAAAACCCUUGAAUGAGUAGGUGUGUCCAAACUUUUGACUGGUUCUGUAUAUCAUUUGUAUCUAUUAUUUGUUGUUUGCUAACCUUGCCAUGAAAUGAGCAGCAGCAGUACAGAUCCAUCGCUAGACCGGCACAUUAGAUGACACAUUCCUCACUCUCUAGAUGCUCAAUUAAAGGGCCAGAUGCGCAAUUAAAGGGGAAUUACAUUCCCCAAAAAAUAUUUCUUCGUUUUCAACCAGACCAAUAAUGUUUUGUCUUCUGAUGUGAUUUAAGCAUUAACAUGGACUCAGAACAUCCAAUUUCGUUGUUUCUCUAUUGAUAAUUGUAAUUUUAAGAGUGAAAAAUAAAACUCAGAACAUAAUUUGGGAAAAUACAAAACAGAAUUUGGGGGGGGGGGGGGGGGGAAUCACAGAUUUUAUAGGGCCCCCCUUAGUUGUUUAUUAACCAUUAUUUUACCAGGUAUAUUUACAGAACUUUCUCAUGUACACUAAGGACCCGGGUAAGAGUUGCAGGGGACAGGAGAAGAGAAGAAUGUACCUAAUUUGAAAGCUAUAAAAAAAAAAAUUCCUCCCGACAUGUUACAUUUUUUAAAGGUAGCUCUCAUGCUAGAAAUGGUUGGAGACCCCUGCCGUAUAUAGUGCACUACUUUUGACCAGAGCCCUAUGGGUGUGGUUGGCUUCAGGUUUUGACCUCUCUAAGGCACACACACACUCACAUAGAUUACUACCUGUAGGCUUAAAUACACUUAAGCUGUGUUCGAAUACCCAUACUAACAUACUGUAUACUACAUACUUAAUGAGUAUAUACUAUUAGUUCAUUUUAGUAUACUGUAAACGAACGGUGUCCUUUCAGUUGAGUGUACUAGCGCUUCGCCUGUCUACCGGAAGUUGAUGCUGUUGCUAUGCAACUUCUUGUUAGUAUAACAAAUUACUAGUUAAACAUCUUACGACUUCAUUAACAAUGUCCAUUAAGAACGCACAACGACUAUACCACUUAGCUAAGCUAAGAAUGACGUGAAUAAUCAAGUCAAUAGGUUGCAUUCGUAAAUUCAUUCUGGCGAUCUACUCUGAUUUCAGAGCACUCUCUACUGUGUGCCAGAGCGCAGAAUAACUGACACAUUUAUGAACGCUCAACACCCGUUGAAUAUGGCCGGUGUCAGUAAACAUCGGCAAAAAAAAGUUAUUAAAUUGUUGCCAGCAGCACAGUUGCAGUCACCAAUGCUCUAGAUAACAUGAAAACAGCCUAACCAGCUCUGCUAGGGCGAGUAAAAUGGUCAGUGAGGUGUUCUCUCAUUUGUGUCUGGAAGUAGAUAGCCAACGUUAACCAGUUAGCUUGGGUGCUUGACUGCCGUUGUGAGGUCAGAACGCUCAACCCUACUCCUCGGCCAGAGCGUCCAGUCUGCGCUCUGAACGCUACAAGAGUGAAAUGCAAUUUACGAACACACAGUUGGGUAGUUAGCAUAUAGUUAAUAUACUGACAAGUUCAAUGUACUAGUAGCCAACUAACAGUAGGUAGCUAGCUAACAUACCGGUACAUAGUGAUGUAAUUUACUUCAAUUUACUUCACAAAUAGUAUGGUUAGUGCGGUUAGUAUGAGUAUUCGAACACAGCUAAUGUCUAAUACUUAGACUUAGGUCUUAAAACCCUUUGGUCCAGAGAUUGUAUACCCUGUGGUGUGCGGGUGUACAGUAGGCCUACAUCUAUAGAACUCUGUGUGUAGAGUUCCAUGUCGGAGACGUUGGACAGUGCAGACAGUAUGGACGCCAGGAGAAUGGACAUGAUCUACACCAUCGAAGACACACCUCCCUGGUACCUGUGUAUAUUCCUGGGCUUACAGGUGAGACACACACACACACACACACACACACACACACACACACACACACACACAGCUCUGGUACCUCUGUUGUUUUGCAAGUACCAGAUAAGCAUGUGUUAUGUGUUUGACUGACUGAAAUAUGUAUAAAUGUUAUCUGAAUAAUGUGGCUUCCUCCUUGUCUCCUCUCCUUCAUCUGCACUGAUAUGAAAUAAUUUAUCAGUGCUGAUGAACAAGGAGAGGAAGCCACUUACAGUGGCUUGUGAAAGUAUUCACCCCCCUUGGCAUUUUUCCUAUUUUGUUGCCUUACAACCUGGAAUUAAAAUGGAUUUUUGGGGGGUUUGUAUAAUUUGAUUUACACAAUAUGCCUACCACUUUGAAGAUGCAAAAUAUGUUUUAUUGUGAAACAAACAAGAAAUAAGACAAAAAAAACAGAACUUGAGCGUGCAUAACUAUUCACCCCCCCCCAAAGUCAGUACUUUGUAGAGCCACCUUUUGCAGCUGCAAGUCUCUUGGGGUAUGUCUCUAUAAGCUUGGCACAUCUAGCCACUGGGAUUUUUGCCCAUUCUUCAAGGCAAAACUGCUCCAGCUCCUUCAAGUUGGAUGGCUUCCGCUGGUGUACAGCAAUCUUUAAGUCAUACCACAGAUUCUCAAUUGGAUUGAGGUCUGGGCUUUGACUAGGCCAUUCCAAGACAUUUAAAUGUUUCCCCUUAAACCACUCAAGUGUUGCUUUAGCAGUAUGCUUAGGGUCAUUGGGCCUCAUUCACCAACCGUUCUUACAAGGUAAUGUGUUCUUAAACCCCACUUACGCACUUUUUACGAAGAUUCUGACAUUCACUAAUGUUUUCUCAUUUUGGAUUUGUUCUUAGCUAAGAACAAAAUCCACGCACACUCAAGAGCAUUCUUACGCACAUUUGUGUGAUGACAGUUUGCUCCAAAUAAUUGGUUACUGCAUUUCAUUUAAUUCUACAGUCAUUUACAAUGAUAGUAUUUUACUGUAAUGUAUUUCUGAUCAUCUGUCGAAAAAAAAGCAUAGUAUGUAAAGAAACACUAACACUGCAAUUUACAUCAGCAAUUAAGCUGAUUAAAUCCUGCAUUAUGUGGUGAUUGAUCACGCUAUUUAUAGGACCAAACUGGGCCUGUUUCUGCACAUCAGGCAUGCUAUCAAAAUGGCACAUCUAUUGCUGCUUGACGACAUUGCCGAGCGUGCUCUGAGAAGGGAACGCAUCUUUGAGGAUCACGUUGAUUUAUUUGCAGAGACUGACGAGUACUUGAUCGGACGGUUUAGGCUUCCAAGACCCGUUUUAAUGGAGCUGUGUGAUACUUUGGAGCAAGCGCUGCGAAGCCAUACCCAACGGUCCAAUCCCGUACCACCUCAUGUGCAGGUACUCUCCACCUUGGGAUUUUUAGCCACUGGGACAUUUCAGCGGGAGUUAGCAGACCGGGUGGCAUCCAUCAGCCGCGCUCUCCCACGAGUUGUGGAUGGAAUAAAUCAACUGGCCACACAAUAUAUUUUCUUCCCCUACACAGCCCAACAACAGCUGCCGGUCAAGAGAGGGUUCUACUCUAUUGCGGGUCUGCACAACGUAAUCGGGGCAAUAGACUGCACUCACGUGCGCAUUAAGGCAUCCUCACCAGACCCAUUCCCAUACCUCAACCGCAAGCAAUAUCACUCAAUCAAUGUACAAGUCAUCUGCGACUCCGACAACCAUCUCUUGAACGUGGUCUCCCGCUUCCCAGGAGGUGCACAUGACGCUUAUAUUUUGCAGAACAGUUCUGUGUGAAUGCGCCUGGAACAAGGAGCUGCUGGAGACGCAUGGCUCAUUGGCAAGCAUCGUUCAGUCAUUUCAAAUUCCAAUUGUUGGUUUCAAAAAGUGGGUUUCUUCAUUAAUGACUUGUUUCAUUAGGAGAUCGGGGGUAUGCCCUUGCGCCCUGGCUAAUGACGCCACUAACAAACCCUCAGACGCACCAAGAGGCCUCUUAUAACCAGAGGCAGGCACACACCCGCUCCACCAUUGAGCGAACCACUGGUAUUCUGAAGUGACGCUGGAUGUGUUUGGACACAGCAGGUGGUAAGCUGCUUUACAAGCCAGAGAAGGUGAGUAGGACUACUUGUUUUAUUCAGGUUUGAAAAAUGGAGAACAUGUUGUAGAAUAAUCUAAUUCCAACAAUUCAUUUUAUUUAGUUUUUCUAGCUUUUGAUCAUCUUUACACCGUUUUUAGGUUUGCAGAAUAAUCAUGGCCUGUUGUGUUACACAACAUCGCUAUGAAGCGUGGUGUUCCACUUCCACUUCAGCCACCACACCAGGAUGUGCGUCCUGACCCAUUGCUGGGACCAGACAACCGACUUGGCGUGGAAGUCAGACAACAAAUCAUUUCUCGAUUUUGAUUUGUUUUGUCCUUUAAAUACCACAAAUUAAACACAUGAAAUGACACAGGUUUCAGUGCGCGUUCUUUAUAUUUUUUAAUGUGUGUUUGUCUUUGAGUGUUUCUGAUAUUGUGGCCAGAGUAGUAGCGAUUUCACAGAAACUUUGCGCAAUCCGCUCCUGGUUAUCCAAGACCGCAUCGGAGAUGACACGUGCAGUUGGACGGGACCUGGGGGCACGUACAGAGGCAGGCCUACUGCAGGAAGGCCGAAUGGUGUCAGGUUCCUCUUCACUUAGGGGUUGCCUGGAUUGGAGAUCUGUAAAUAACAAAAGCGAUACUGAAAGUAAAACAGUCACAGCGCACUGAUUUUUUAUUUUUUAUUUUUAUGUUUCAGUUUGUUCAAUAUAGGCCUACUGCAAAAGCAAUAGGAUUUCAAACUGAAUAAACUAGGAAUUCAGGUGAGGACUCAUUCACAGUCACAUAGGCCCACAUUUGGUUUGACAAACUGGUGUAAAAUUCCUUUCCAAUGGUUUCACUGUUGCUUUCAGUUAAAUGAUGGCAUGAAAUUGUAUAAAUUCAGAAAGACUUGCUUACCGUCUGAUUCACUGGUGGGAGAUGGCCUUGGAGGAUAUGAAGCUGUUGAUAUAGGGCCCUGGUCAGUGUCCAGUUGCUCCGCUGAUGGCACACCUGAGAGUGCCGUCUCACCAAUAAUGGCCCUGAUGCGCUGGUCAAUCUCAGAUAACUCAGGGCCUGCAUGCCCCCCUCCAGUGGUCAGCAUAUGUUUGGCAAUGGAUUUUUUGGUCUCUGAUUUUAAGUCAAACCAUUUCUUUUUUACAUCUUCAAUUGAGCGACAUUGUCCAGAAACAGAGUUCACGGAAUCCGUGAUCUCCUUCCAUUCCUCAGUUUUGUUGGUGGCUUUAAAACCACUGGAAACACUACUAAAUAUUAUGCCUCGUUUGGCAUUUACCUGUUGCAGUAGAAUUUCUAUUUCAGAAUUACUGAAGUUCCUUUUUCGUUUGGUGAUCGGUGGACCACCACCGUUAGUGUGUUUUUUGGACAUUCUCCAACUUUUCUUGCACACGGCCCUGAAGUGUCAUGUCCUUAUAUGGGAAUUUGCAGGGCGUUUUCUUAUGCUAAUUAGGAACAACUGGCACACACUUUCAAUUACGAAUACGUGGGAUUCAUCAAUCCUAAGAACACAGGUGCGAACAAUUCUGUUGUUUAAGAACAUGUCAUGAAUCCGACGUAAACUUUUCUUAGGGAGUUUAUUAAGAACAAAGUUUAGAAAAUUCUUAGGUAGAUAUUGGUGAAUGAGGCCCAUUGUCCUACUGGAAGCUGAACCUCCAUCCCAGUCUCUAAUCUCUGGAAGACUGAAACAGGUUUCCCUCAAGAAUUUCCCUGUAUUUAACGCCAUCCAUCAUUCCUUCAAUUCUGACCAGUUUCCCAGUCCCUGCCUAUGAAAAACAUCCCCACAGCAUGAUACUGUGCUGCCACCACCAUGCUUUACUGUGGGGAUGGUGUUCUCGGGGUGAUGAGAGGUGUUGGGUUUGCGCCAGACAUAGCGUUUUCCUUGAUGGCCAAAAAGCUAAAUUUUUGUCUCAUCUGACCAGAGUACCUUGUUCCAUAUGUUUGGGGAGUCUCCCACAUGGCUUUUGGCGAACACCAAACGUGUUUGCUUUUUUUUUUCUUUAAGCAAUGGCUUUUUUCUGGCCACUCUUCCAUAAAGCCCAGCUCUGUGGAGUGUACGGCUUAAAGUGGUACUAUGGACACAUACUCCAAUCUCCGCUGUGGAGCUUUGCAGCUCCUUCAGGGUUAUCUUUGGUCUCUUUGUUGCCUCUCUGAUUAAUGCCCUCCUUGCCUGGUCCGUGAGUUUUGGUGGGCGGCUCUCUCUUGGCAGGUUUGUUGUGGUGCCAUAUUCUUUACAUUUUUUAAAUAAUGGAUUUAAUGGUGCUCUGUGGGAUGUUCAAAGUUUCUGAUUUUUUUUAUAACCCAACCCUGAUCUGUACUUCUCCACAACUUUGUCCCUGACCUGUUUGGAGAGCUCCUUGGUCUUCAUGGUGCUGCUUGCUUGGUGGUGCCCCUUGCUUAGUGGUGUUGCAGACUCUGGGACCUUUCAGAACAGGUGUAUAUAUACUGAGAUCAUGUGACAGAUCAUGUGACACUUAGAUUGCACACAGGUGGACUUUAUUUAACUAAUUAUGUGACUUCUGAAGGUAAUUGGUUGCACCAUAUCUUAUUUAGGGGCUUCAUAGCAAAGGGGGUGAAUACAUAUAUGCACGCACCACUUUUCCGUUAUUUAUUUUUUAAGAGUUUUUUUAAACAAGUUAUUUUUUAUUUUUUUUCACCAAUUUGGACUAUUUUGUGUAUGUCCAUUACAUGAAAUCAAAAUCAAAAUUAAUUUAAAUUACAGGUUGUAAUGCAACAAAAUAGGAAAAACGCCAAGGGGGAUGAAUACUUUUGCAAGGCACUGUAAGUUCAGACUGUAAAAAUGUAGCAAAGCCCAGGCCAAAAAAAUGCCAUCUCACCGCUUAUUUUUGUCUCUUCCUGUUCUAUAACCCGUAUGAUGUAACAUAGUCUACCCACUCCUGAUGUAACUAAGCCCCUCCCCUUUAUACUCAUGCUUAUGAAACAUACUGUUAUGGAAGUUGAUGCUCUGCUUCACUGUCGCAUGCAAACACACACACGCACACAUACACACAUGGACACAAUUACCUCAAUCAAUAUUUAUAACCUCAAUAAAUAUUUACACAAUAGUCCUGUCUAUUUACAUUAACACAUGCACACUGUAAAAGGCCAUCACACACACAGUGACACACACACACACACACACUUUCUCAUUCUAACCCUCUCUCUUCUCUCACCUCUCUCUCCAGCACUAUCUGACGUGUUUCAGUGGUACCAUCGCAGUGCCGUUCCUGCUAGCUGAAGCCAUGUGUGUAGGAUUUGACCAGUGGGCCACCAGUCAGCUCAUAGGAACGAUCUUCUUCUGUGUGGGAAUUACCACCCUGCUACAGACUACACUGGGCUGCAGGUACACACACACACACACACACACGCGCGCAUGCAUGCAUGCAUGCAUGCAUGCAUGCAUGCAUGCAUGCAUGCAUACAUACAUACAUACAUACAUACAUACAUACAUACAUACAUACAUACAUACAUACAUACAUACAUACAUACAUACAUACAUACAUACAUACAUACAUACAUACAUACAUACAUACAUACAUACAUACAUACAUACAUACAUACAUACAUACAUAUAUACACAUACACACAUACAUAGAUACACAUACAUACAGUGGGGGAAAAAAGUAUUUAGUCAGCCACCAAUUGUGCAAGUUCUCCCACUUAAAAAGAUGAGAGAGGCCUGUAAUUUUCAUCAUAGGUACAUGUCAACUAUGACAGACAAAAUGAGAUUUUUUUUCUCCAGAAAAUCACAUUGUAGGAUUUUUAAUGAAUUUAUUUGCAAAUUAUGGUGGAAAAUAAGUAUUUGGUCAAUAACAAAAGUUUCUCAAUACUUUGUUAUAUACCCUUUGUUGGCAAUGACACAGGUCAAACGUUUUCUGUAAGUCUUCACAAGGUUUUCACACACUGUUGCUGGUAUUUUGGCCCAUUCCUCCAUGCAGAUCUCCUCUAGAGCAGUGAUGUUUUGGGGCUGUCGCUGGGCAACACGGACUUUCAACUCCCUCCAAAGAUUUUCUAUGGGGUUGAGAUCUGGAGACUGGCUAGGCCACUCCAGGACCUUGAAAUGCUUCUUACGAAGCCACUCCUUCGUUGCCCAGGCGGUGUGUUUGGGAUCAUUGUCAUGCUGAAAAACCCAGCCACGUUUAAUCUUCAAUGCCCUUGCUGAUGGAAGGAGGUUUUCACUCAAAAUCUCACGAUACAUGGCCCCAUUCAUUCUUUCCUUUACACGGAUCAGUCGUCCUGGUCCCUUUGCAGAAAAACAGCCCCAAAGCAUGAUGUUUCCACCCCCAUGCUUCACGGUAGGUAUGGUGUUAUGAUGAAAAUUACAGGCCUCUCUCAUCUUUUUAAGUGGGAGAACUUGCACAACUGGUGGCUGACUAAAUACUUAUUUUCCCCACUGUACAUACAUGCAUACAUACAUACACACACACACAGGCACCUGGGGAAACUGAAGGCAAGUGUUUUGGCUAUUUUUUCCCCUUGUUUGGUUUCAACAGUAAACCAGACUGUGGGAGAAGACAUCCAUUGCGUCACAUUCUACACAGUGUGGUUAGGGUUAAGGAGAGUGUUAUGGAAUACAUUUACAUUUACGUCAUUUAGCAGACGCUCUUAUCCAGAGCGACUUACAGUUAGUGCAUACAUUAUUCUUUUUUAUUUUCAUACUGGCCCCCCGUGGGAAUCGAACCCACAACCCUGGCGUUGCAAACGCCAUGCUCUACCAACUGAGCUACCUCCCUAUAUAGGGUAGGUAUGUUGGUGUUAGGAGCAUAAUUAUACACUAUGCUACACUCCUACACUCCAUCCCCCGGGUGGCAGGCAGAAGCAACCAGGUCUAGGCGCUGAACCAAGCCUUGAUAAAGCCAUCAGCAAACAAGCACUCCGUUUUAUUUUCCUCUUCUCUCUAAUUUUUCUCUCUCUCCUCUACCUCUCACUCUACAGGAAACUCUUUCCCUCUCCUUUUCUCUAAUUUUUUUACUUUAUUAAUAACUUUUUUCUUUAUUAAUGUAUUUCUCUCUCUCAUUGUGGUUAGAGGUUAACAUUUUACUCAGUGAGUUAGUGUGACCUGAGAUGCCCUUCUGUUCUCUCUCUCUCUCGCUCUCUCUCUCUCCUCUCUCUCUCUCCUCUCUCUCUCUCUCCUCUCUCCUCUCUUCUCUUUCUCUCUAGAGCCUAACCAUCAUACCUUUCCCUGAACGUCACAGCCUUCUCCUCAUAUCUCUCUCUAUCUACUCGCUCUCGGUAUCUCAUCGUAGCUAUAUCUAUCUAUUCUCUCUCCUUCUCUCUAGAAAUAUGAUAUCCUUUAGAAAUGCCACAGCCAUGUUUCAUAUUUGUUGCCAUGGUUAUCGCUACCACACGUGAAUGUGUUGCUAGAUGCCAUGCCACGUCAUGGUAGUCUGUCUGUUGUUUGUAAUUGUGUUUGUGCAGUCUGCCUGUCUCAGUCUCAUGGCCCAGAUAAAGCAGCAUUGACGGGAAAUCACUGCACACACACACUGGACACACACACACAUGCAGAAAGUACUCUACUAGUCUCAUGGCCUUGAAUGAUUCCUGUCUGAAAGGAGAGAACGAAGCGGUAUUUUACAUUUUUAGCCGUUAGUGUUUUGUCUAACAGUCAGGUACAGCCUUGAGAAGAACUGCACACACACUCACAUUCGCCCACUCGCACUCACCCACACACGCACACGCACAUACCAGCGGUAUGGCAGACCUGUGUUUGCCUGGCAUACACACAACACACACUCCUCUCAGUUCAGGGAGAAACCAGGCAUUCUGCCACAUAGGACUAUUGUGAAAAAUGAGUUGAUGUAAUUUUAGCUGUGGUCAAUUCUCCUGUCUUUAGUCCUGCAAUUAGGACUGGUCACACAGAGAAGCAAGCACACACAGAGGACUAGACUAUACAUAGCACUCACACAGAUGGUAAGAUCAUGCACCAGUCACAGUUGAUGCUGUUUUUCUGUGUGCCCUGUAGUAAACCUGAGAACUCAAAGAAGCAUUUGAGAAGUUGUUAGUGAGAUGAUCUGUUCUCUGCUCUAUCGUGUCUCUCUCACAACACACACACACCGGCUGCUUGCCAACUCAUCCAACGUCAAUAUGACGUCCAUCUUUUCACUAAUGACCAUCAUCUCUGUGUCACAAAUCACAGCUAUCUGUGUCACCCUGGCAACGAAUAAGGUGGGAGUGGAGGGAGAGAUGGAUGAAAGGAGCACUGAGGUAGAGGGCUGGAGAUGAGGGAGAUAUGGAUGAGAGGAGCACUGAGGUAGAGGGCUGGAGAUGAGGGAGAUAUGGAUGAGAGGAGCACUGAGGUAGAGGGCUGUAGAUUUGGACUGAGGCUUAAGGGGAGGGUGGGGCGUGGGCAGAUGGAGAGAGAGAGAUGGAAGGAGGAAGGGAUGUAUAGAGGAAGAACAAAAUGAAUGGAUGGAAAGAGGAAUAGGGAAAUGGAGAGAGGAGAGGAGUGCUAGUGGCUGUGUUUGAUGUGUCAUGGUGCCAAGUGAGGUCAGAUCAGUAAGGUCAGAUCACAAACACUCUGUUCUAGGAAAGGUGAUGUGUGUGUUUACGUGUCAGUGUGUGCACAGCUGAUGUCACCUGUGGACAACAUGUGACCCUCUGAGGUAGAUGAGUGCUGCUGGGUAAAUUGGCGUCUGUGCGUUUGUCACGAUCUCUCGCUCUCUCACUCCCCCCCCCCCCCCCCCCCCCCCCCCCACACACACACACACACGUCAGCCUUUAAAGGUGCGUAGGGUGUUUGCCUUUCACGCCAUCGACCAGGGAUCGCUUCCCUGCCGCACCGUUAGCUACAUUAGUGUCAGAACUGAGAUAGCGGCUGUGAGGCCAUCGGAACACAUGGCCCGGAUGUGUGAGGGGGCAGUGUAGUGAUCCUCGCUAUAUGAGCCACGUUACAAUUCACACCAAGUGGGUUAACCCUAUUGGCGCGAUGCGUAGGGUGUUUGCCUUUUACGCCAGUGACCUGGGUCCGCUUUCCUGCCCCGCCGUUCGCCGCAAUACAUUGAUCUAUUUAAUCUGGUUGGUCAUUCGAGUUAAUGAUGGUGUGUCACUGCACACUGACCAGCAUUCAAAUCAAUGGCAAUUAUCAGCCAGCACCUGCUCCAUUCGAACAGCGCAGCUCUGUCAGUGUCCAUGCUGUUACUGUUACCUAACCAGGGUAGACCCUGCUGCUCAGUGUUCACUAGUGAGACCUAGUGGACAGACAGGAGAACUGUUGCUUUACAGCUAUAAAGGCCACAUAUCACUGGCAAAAUCAUCACAUAACCAUCAUGCCAGCUGUUGGCACACUAUGAUUACUGACUUUACCCUUUUACAACUGUUAUACAACUGACUGACACUAACAAUGUUUCCAUCAACUGAUUGGAUCGAUUUAGUGAUUGCAGUCCAAUGAAACAAAUAUCUAAAUAUGUAAAUUCGCUUAACCCAGUCGUUAAGUAUUUUUGUUCUGUAUCUAUGGACGUGACCCAGUUGUUUGUUCUAAAUGUUCCAUUGCCAUACUGGCUGGCAACGUUCUUAUCCCUUGCUUGCUAGCUAGCCAACUACGGCUAACUUAUAGUCACGUCAAACAGUGCAGCCAGAAUAACAGCAAAGUAGCUGCAUUUGCAUUUGUUUAAGAUGUUUUCUAGCGACAUUUAUUUGGAUACAUUCAUAAGAAUGAGCUAAUGAUGCUCGAUUUCACCUGGCAUAGAAAAUGUGCGCUCUUGUCAGGACACUGUUGUUCAGAGGAGCUAGCCAACAAGACAGCUAACACAAUCACUUCAAACUGAAGCUGGGAAGAUUGCAAACUAGCUGCAUUUCGUUUAGUUUUACCUGUUUUCUAUUAACAUUUAUUUGUAUAUGUCCAUAAAAAUAAUGCUGAUUCAUGAUUUUUGACUGGCUGAGAAAAGCUGCCUGCCUGUCUGUCUCGUCCCGACUCCUGACCCCUACACUUUCAUUACUAUGGGACAGCUGGAGAUAGAAUUUCAAUAUGUCAGAGAGACAGACCGAACGUUUUAUACAAAUCACUGCUAUUGAAAACCAAUUGCUAGUCUGAAAGAAAUAGGAGAUGAUGUCUAGAUGCUUUUUACAGUGGAGAUCAAGUUUAUAAAUUGUCUGGCUGGGCUGAUGAGACAGUGGAUUGAGCAGUGAGAUGGAACAGAGUAAAUAGGCAUUUUAACGUCAUAGCUUUAGCCGGUGGUAAAUUGUGGAAUAGACACCGGCUGGAAUGAGGUUUUAACCAAUCAGCGUCCAGGAUUAGACCCACCCAUUGUAUAAUCAGCGAAUAACAUGCUUAGUGUGUGUAAAAUCAAAUCAAAGUUUAUUAGUCAAAUGCACAGGAUGCAGUGUAAACGGUGCAAUGAAAUGCUUACUAGCGAGCCUCCUCAACAGUGCAGUGUAAAAAUGCAAAAAAAAUAAAACUAGAGCAAUAGUAUGUAAAGGCACGAAUACAAAUCAGUAAAAAGAAACACAAUGUGAUGUAUUGAAGAGAAAUACAGAAUAUACUAUGUCAAGUAACAGUAUAUACAGUGCAAGUGGAGAGUGUAAAGUUACCUACUGAGCAGUGAGGUAGAGUGUAUUGGAGCAAUGUGUGCGUGUGUAUUCUUACUAAUAGAGUGAUUGUGUGUGUUGUUGUUGUUCCAGGCUUCCUCUGUUCCAGGCGAGUGCAUUUGCCUUCCUGGCUCCCGCCAGAGCAAUCCUGUCACUAGACAAGUGGAAGUGCAACGCUACAGGUAAACCCACACCCAAACACACACCCCACAAGUAUCUUCACUAUGACCUGGUCUCACCCUCACUCUCCUGCUCACAUGAGCUGGCAUCAGUAGAGCUGACUGGAACUUCAGCUGGCAUCAGAUUAGGUUUUCAGGUUGGCAUCAGAUUAGGUUUCCAGGUUUAGUGCCAGGGUGUGUUGGUGUCCUGGAAGAACCUUGUAUUUCACUUUUCGGUGAUUUAGAUUUUGUUAAACAUAUACUGAACAAAAAGUAUAAAUGCUACUUGCAACAGUUUCAAAGAUUUUACUGAGUUACAGUUCAUAUAAGGAAAUCAGUCAAUUAAAAUAAAUAAAUUAGGCCCAUAUCUAUGGAUUUCACAUGACUGGGAAUACAGAUAUGCAUCUGUUGGUCACAGAUACCUUAAAAAAAAAAAAAGUCAGUAUCUGGUGUGACCACCAUUUCCCUCAUGCAGCGCAACACAUCUCAUUUGCAUUGAUGCUGAUCAGGCUGUUGAUUGUGGCAUGUGGAAUGUUGUCCCACUCCUCUUCAAUGGCUGUGCGAAGUUGCUGGAUAUUGGCGGGAACUGGAACACACUGUUGAACAGUUCGAUCCAGAGCAUCCCAAACAUGGUGAGUAUGCAGGCCAAGGGAGAACUAGGACAUUUUCAGCUUCCAGGAAUUGCAUACAGAUCUUUGCGACAUGGGGACGUGCAUUAUCAUGCUGAAACAUGAGGUGAUGGCGGCGGAUGAAUGGCACUACAAUGGGCCUCAGGAUCUCGUCACGGUAUCUCUGUGUAUUCAAAUUGCUAUUGAUAAAAUUGAAUUGUGUUCAUUGUCCGUAGCUUAUGCUUGCCCAUACCAUAACCCCAUCGCCACCAUGGGGCACUCUGUUCACAUCAGCAAACAGCUCGCCCACACAAUGCCAUACACGUGGUCUGCGGUUGUGAGGCCGGUUGGACGUACUGCCAAAUUCUCUAACAUUACGUUGGAGGCGGCUUAUGGUAGGCAGAUGAACAUUACAUUUCCUGGCAACAGCUCCGGUGGACAUUCCUGCAGUCAGCAUGCCAAUUGCACACUCCCUCAACUUGAGACAUCUGUGGCAUUGUGUUGUGUGACAAAACUGCACAUUUUAGAGUGGCCUUUUAUUGUCCCCAGCACAAGGUGCACCUGUGUAAUGAUCAUGCUGUUUAAUCAUCUUCUUGAUAUGCCACACCUGUCAGGUAGAUGGAUUAUCUUGUCAAAUGAGAAAUGCUCACAAACAGGGAUGUAAACAAGUUUGUGCACAACAUUUGAGAGAAAUAAGCUUUUUGUGCAUAUGGAUAUUUCUGGGAUCUUUUCUUUCAGCUCAUGAAACAUGGGACCAACACUUUACAUGUUGCGUUUAUAUUUUUGUUCAGUGUAAUUCGAUAGUCGUCAUCCCCCUUCAUGUUCUAAGAACGUUUAAUUACUCUAGAUCUAAUAGAAAUCAUGCAAAAUGCCUUGUGAACCUCCAUGGCAAUUGAUCAGAAAAUAAACCAUGACUUUACGAGAUACAAGGUUUUUACAGGACGCCGACGGGUAACAGGAUGAUAAAUAUGUGUUUAAUCAUCCUUCUCUCUUUUCUUUCUGAUUCUCUGUUUUCUUUUUUCUCCAUCUUUCUCCAUUAUUUCUCUGUCCCUCCAUCAGUGGUUCCUCCCAUGUUCAAUGAAACCGAGCUGUUCAACACUGAACACAUCUGGCAUCCCCGGAUUCGAGAGGUGAGAGAGGGAGGAGGAAUGAAAUGAGAGAUGGGGGGGUGACAUAGGAGAGAGCAGGAGACAUUGAAGAUAUUUUAAAAGUACCCAAACCAUUACCUUGCAUAGUGUACAGAGAGAGGUCUACUCCUGUGUUCUGUGUCAGUGUUGUUCAAAGCCCAUGUUAGCCAUUCGGCACCUCCUAGUCACAGUGAUACCCUCUGGGCCUAGACUAAAACGUAGAGUGGAAAGAGUUCUAAUUGAUGAUGCUUGUUUAGGCCUGUUGCUGGGACUCAGCCUUUAGGCUUGUGCGUUGUGUGUGCGUGGUGCAUGCACGCAUUGUGUGUGUGUGCGUGUGUGCACGGAGAGUGUGACAGAGGCGGUUAACUCACAUUAACCUUUUUAUAAGUCUUGUGUAAGCGGUUUGGUAACCCUGUUUUGACGUGUGUGAGGGGGUAACUCAAUGACGAUGUCACGAUGAAUAGAAUUAGACAUUGAGGGAGAGGGGAGGGGGAGUAGUAAUUUCAUUAAACGGUCAUUCAUUUUACAGACUUGUUCCAGAUGUUGAGAUUGCUCUUAUAAAGGAAAAAUUAAGAUAACUUCCCCUCUGAUCACUUCUCCAAAUGGUGAUAAUAACUGCGUAUACAUUUACAUUUUAGUCAUUUAGCAGACGCUCUUAUCCAGAGCGACUUACAGUUAGUGAGUGCAUACAUUUUUCAUACUGGCCCCCGUGGGAAUCGAACCCACAACCCUGGCGUUGCAAGCGCCAUGCUCUACCAACUGAGCUACAGGGGGGGCUAUUACAUUUAAUUAUGGACAUUGGCACAGAAAUAAAGUACUUUAUUAUGAAAUUACAUGUUACUAAUUGUACUAUUCUCUCUCUCUUUGCCCCCCCCCCCAGAUCCAGGGGGCUAUCAUUGUGUCGUCUCUGAUAGAGGUGUGUAUCGGCUUCCUGGGGCUUCCAGGGCUCCUGUUGAAAUACAUUGGGCCCCUGACCAUCACCCCGACCGUGGCCCUCAUCGGCCUGUCUGGCUUCCAGGCUGCAGGGGAGAGAGCAGGGAAACACUGGGGCAUCGCCAUGCUGUGAGUAGUACACUGUGGUUCUAGGCUGUCCUGACUGACUAGUCCCCUGUACAGUUCCCAGCCCUCUAUAUGUUGUCUUUGUCUUCUUAUGGUGCAAGGCACAUUUCUGUCAAAUCAGACAAUAAAAUGCUAUCUUAUCUUUUCUAUCUUGUGUUACACUAUUAGACUGAUUCCCGCCCCCAGAGGCAUCCUUAACCAAUCAAUUACCGUAACUGCCCAUUAAACAGCCAAUCAGAAAGCAUUCCCAGUCGACACAGCUGCCCUGCAGAAUGGAGGUAGGAACCCUGUGCUGCUCCAGACAGAGAGCUCUGGGUCAUGAGGUUCAGCAGGGCUGUGUCUGCUGGUAACUGUUUGUGUCUGCUAUGUUCAAAUAAAAUAAAAUACAUACGUGUUUAGCAGAUGUUAUAGCGGAUGUUGCGAAAUGCUUGUGCUUCUAGCUCCGACAGUGCAGUAAUAUCUAACAAGUAAUAUUUAACAAUUUCACAACAUUUACCCAAUACACACAAAACUAGUGAGGAAUGGGAUUUAAGAAUAUAUACAUACAGUGGGGAGAACAAGUAUUUGAUACACUGCCGGUUUUGCAGGUUUUCCUACUUACAAAGCAUGUAGAGGUCUGUAAUUUUGAUCAUAGGUACACUUCAACUGUGAGAGACGGAAACUAAAACAAAAAUCCAGAAAAUCACAUUGUAUGAUUUUUAAGUAAUUAAUUUGCAUUUUAUUGCAUGACAUAAGUAUUUGAUACAUCAGAAAAGCAGAACUUAAUAUUUGGUACAGAAACCUUUGUUUGCAAUUACAGAGAUCAUACGUUUCCUGUAGGUCUUGACCAGGUUUGCACACACUGCAGCAGGGAUUUUGGCCCACUCCUCCAUACAGACCUUCUCCAGAUCCUUCAGGUUUCGGGGCUGUCGCUGGGCAAUACGGACUUUCAGCUCCCUCCAAAGAUUUUCUAUUGGGUUCAGGUCUGGAGACUGGCUAGGCCACUCCAGGACCUUGAGAUGCUUCUUACUGAGCCACUCCUUAGUUGCCCUGGCUGUGUGUUUCGGGUCGUUGUCAUGCUGGAAGACCCAGCCACGACCCAUCUUCAAUGCUCUUACUGAGGGAAGGAGGUUGUUGGCCAAGAUCUGGCGAUACAUGGCCCCAUCCAUCCUCCCCUCAAUAAGGUGCAGUCGUCCUGUCCCCUUUGCAGAAAAGCAUCCCCAAAGAAUGAUGUUUCCACCUCCAUGCUUCACGGUUUGGAUGGUGUUCUUGGGGUUGUACUCAUCCUUCUUCUUCCUCCAAACACGGCGAGUGGAGUUUAGACCAAAAAGCUCUAUUUUUGUCUCAUCAGACCACAUGACCUUCUCCCAUUCCUCCUCUGGAUCAUCCAGAUGGUCAUUGGCAAACUUCAGCUGGGCCUGGACAUGCGCUGGCUUGAGCAGGGGGACCUUGCGUGCGCUGCAGGAUUUUAAUCCAUGACGGCGUAGUGUGUUACUAAUGGUUUUCUUUGAGACUGUGGUCCCAGCUCUCUUCAGGUCAUUUGACCAGGUCCUGCCGUGUAGUUCUGGGCUGAUCCCUCACCUUCCUUAUGAUCAUUGAUGCCCCACGAGGUGAGAUCUUGCAUGGAGCCCCAGACCGAGGGUGAUUGACCGUCAUCUUGAACUUCUUCCAUUUUCUAAUAAUUGCGCCAACAGUUGUUGCCUUCUCACCAAGCUGCUUGCCUAUUGUCCUGUAGCCCAUCCCAGCCUUGUGCAGGUCUACAAUUUUAUCCCUGAGAUCCUUACACAGCUUUCUGGUCUUGGCCAUUGUGGAGAGGUUGGAGUCUGUUCGAUUGAGUGUGUGGACAGGUGUCUUUUAUACAGGUAACGAGUUCAAACAGGUGCAGUUAAUACAGGUAAGAAAGAAAAACUAACAGGUCUGUGAGAGCCGGAAUUCUUACUCCUCUGUAGCUCAGCUGGUAGAGCACGGCGCUUGUAACGCCAAGGUAGUGGGUUCGAACCCCGGGACCACCCAUACACAAAAAAAUGUAUGCACGCAUGACUGUAAGUCGCUUUGGAUAAAAGCGUCUGCUAAAUGGCAUAUUAUUAUUAUUAUUAUUAUUAUUAUUACUGGUUGGUAGGUGAUCAAAUACUUAUGUCAUGCAAUAAAAUGCAAAUUAAUUACUUAAAAAUCAUACAAUGUGAUUAUCUGGAUUUUUGUUUUAGAUUCCGUCUCUCACAGUUGAAGUGUACCUAUGAUAAAAAUUAGACCUCUACAUGCUUUGUAAGUAGGAAAACCUGCAAAAUCGGCAGUGUAUCAAAUACUUGUUCUCCCCACUGUAUAUGGACAAGCAAUGACAGAGUGGCCUGGACUAAGAUACAGUAGAAUAUUAUAGAAUAGAAUGCAGUAUACAGUGGGGAAAAAAAGUAUUUAGUCAGCCACCAAUUGUGCAAGUUCUCCCACUUAAAAAGAUGAGAGAGGCCUGUAAUUUUCAUCAUAGGUACACGUCAACUAUGACAGACAAAAUGAGAAAAAAAUAUCCAAAAAAUCACAUUGUAGGAUUUUUAAUGAAUUUAUUUGCAAAUGAUGGUGGAAAAUAAGUAUUUGGUCAAUAACAAAAGUUUCUCAAUACUUUGUUAUAUACCCUUUGUUGGCAAUGACACAGGUCAAACGUUUUCUGUAAGUCUUCACAAGGUUUUCACACACUGUUGCUGGUAUUUUGGCCCAUUCCUCCAUGCAGAUCUCCUCAAGAGCAGUGAUGUUUUGGGGCUGUCGCUGGGCAACACUGACUUUCAACUCCCUCCAAAGAUUUUCUAUGGGGUUGAGAUCUGGAGACUGGCUAGGCCACUCCAGGACCUUGAAAUGCUUCUUACGAAGCCACUCCUUCGUUGCCCGGGCGGUGUGUUUGGGAUCAUUGUCAUGCUGAAAGACCCAGCCACGUUUCAUCUUCAAUGCCCUUGCUGAUGGAAGGAGGUUUUCACUCAAAAUCUCACAAUACAUGGCUCCAUUCAUUCUUUCCUUUACACGGAUCAGUCGUCCUGGUCCCUUUGCAGAAAAACAGCCCCAAAGCAUGAUGUUUCCACCCCCAUGCUUCACAGUAGGUAUGGUGUUCUUUGGAUGCAACUCAGCAUUCUUUGUCCUCCAAACACGACGAGUUGAGUUUUUACCAAAAAGUUCUAUUUUGGUUUCAUCUGACCAUAUGACAUUCUCCCAAUCCUCUUCUGGAUCAUCCAAAUGCACUCUAGCAAACUUCAGACGGGCCUGGACAUGUACUGGCUAAAGCAGGGGGACACGUCUUGCACUGCAGGAAUUGAGUCCCUGGCGGCGUAGUGUGUUACUGAUUGUAGACUUUGUUACUUUGGUCCCAGCUCUCUGCAGGUCAUUCACUAGGUCCCCCCGUGUGGUUCUGGGAUUUUUGCUCACCGUUCUUGUGAUCAUUUUGACCCCACGGGGUGAGAUCUUGCGUGGAGCCCCAGAUCGAGGGAGAUUAUCAGUGGUCUUGUAUGUCUUCCAUUUCCUAAUAAUUGCUCCCACAGUUGAUUUCUUCAAACCAAGCUGCUUACCUAUUGCAGAUUCAGUCUUCCCAGCCUGGUGCAGGUCUACAAUUUUGUUUCUGGUGUCCUUUGACAGCUCUUUGGUCUUGGCCAUAGUGGAGUUUGGAGUGUGACUGUUUGAGGUUGUGGACAGGUGUCUUUUAUACUGAUAACAAGUUCAAACAGGUGCCAUUAAUACAGGUAACGAGUGGAGGACAGAGGAGCCUCUUAAAGAAGUUGUUACAGGUCUGUGAGAGCCAGAAAUCUUGCUUGUUUGUAGGUGACCAAAUACUUAUUUUCCACCAUAAUUUGCAAAUUAAUUAAUUAAAAAUCCUACAAUGUGAUUUUCUGGAUUUUUUUUUUUCCUCAAUUUGUCUGUCAUAGUUGACGUGUACCUAUGAUGAAAAUUACAGACCUCUCUCAUCUUUUUAAGUGGGAGAACUUGCACAAUUGGUGGCUGACUAAAUACUUUUUUUACCCACUGUAUACAUAUGAGAUGAGUAGUGCAAGAUAUGUAAACAUUAUUAAAGUGACUAGUGUUCCAUUUCUUAAAGUGGCCAGUGAUUUCAAUAGGCAGCAGCAGCAGCCUCUAAUGUGCUAGUUAUUCAUUCAUUUAUUUUAUUGUGUCUCUUUUGGGAAAUGUGGCUUGCAUCUCAUCUCAAACAGCACAGCAUCACAUACAGUGCAUUCGGAAAGUAUUCGGACCCCUUCCCUUUUUCCAAAUGUUAUGUUACAGCCUUAUUCUAAAAUGGAUUACAUUCAUUUUUUCCCUCAUCAAUCUACACACAAUACCCCAUAAUGACAAAGCAAAAACUGGUUUUUAGAAAUGUUUGUAAAUGUAUUACAAAUAAAAAACAGAUACCUUAUUUAAAUAAGUAUUCAGACCCUUUGCUAUGAGGCUCGAAAUUGAGCUCAGGUGCAUCCUGUUUAUUGUCCUUGAGAUGUUUAUACAACUUGAUUGGAGUCCACCUGUGGUAAAUUCAAUUGAUUGGACAUGAUUUGGAAAGGCACACACCUGUCUAUAUAAGGUCCCACAGUUGACAGUGCAUGUCAGAGCAAAACCAAGCCAUGAGGUCGAAAUAAUUGUCCGUAGAGCACCUAGACAGGACUGUGUCGAGGCACAGAUCUGGGGAAGGGUACCAAAACAUUUAUGCAGCUUUGAAGGUUGGAACCACCAAGAAUCUUCCUAGAGCUGGCCGCCCGGCCAAACUGAGCAAUCGGGGAGAGAAGGGCCUUGGUCAGGGAAAUGACCAAAAACCUGAUCGUCACUCUGACGGAGCUCCAGAGUUCCUCUGUGGAGAUGGGAGAACCUUCCAGAAGGACAACCAUCUCUGCAGCACUCCACCAAUCAGGCCUUUAUGGUAGAGUGUCCAGGUGGAAGCCACUCCUCAGUAAAAGCCACAUGACAGCCCGCUUGGAGUUUGCCAAAAGGCACCUAAAGGACUCUCAGACCAUGAGAAACAAGAUUCUCUGGUCUAAUGAAACCUAGAUUGAACUCUUUGGCCUGAAUGGCAAGCGUUACGUCUGGAGGAUGUUUUUCGGCGGCAGGGACUAGGAGACUAGACGGGAUCGAGGGAAAGAUGAACGGAGCAAAGUACAGAGAGAUCCUUGAUGAGAACCUGCUCCAGAGCGCUCAGGACCUCCGACUGUGGCGAAGGUUCACCUUCCAACAGGAAAACGACCCUAAGCACACAGCCAAGACAACGCAAGAGUGGCUUCGGGACAAGUCUCUGAAUGUCCUUGAGUGGCCCAGCCAGAGCCCGGACUUGAACCCGAUCAAGCAUCUCUAGAGAGACCUGAAAAUAGCUGUGCAGUGACGCUCCCGAUCCAACAUGACAGAGCUUGAGAGGAUCUGCAGAGAAGAAUGGGAGAAACUCCCCAAAUACAGGUGUGCCAAGCUUGUAGCGUCAUACCCAAGAAGACUCGAGGCUGUUUUCGCUGCCAAAUGUGCAAAGUACUGAGUAAAGGGUCUGAAUACUUAUGUAAAUGUGAUUUUUCAUUUUUAAUAAAUUAGCAAAUGUCUAAUCUUGUUUUUGCUUCGUCAUUGUGGGGUAUUGUGUGUAGAUUGAUGAGGAAAAACAAUUUAAUCAAUUUUAGAAUGUGGAAAAAGUCAAGGGGUCUGAAUACUUUCCUAAUGCACUGUAUGUUAUAUGUAACUUCUUUAAGUUAUCAAUUAAUUGAUUUUGUGUCCCUUUUGAGAAUGACACCUUUGGAUCCAGACGUCUUUAUGGCAGUCUUUAUUGGAGGGUUAUUGCGUCUCUUUACAAAUGUUUAACUGUUCUACAAAACAAAGCACAUACUGGACAUUUGCAGGUGUGCUUACUGCUUUUCCUUGACCCUUGGCUGCUGUAUUUCUUACUUGUCAUAUCUUUCUCUGUCUGUCUGUAGGACUAUAUUCCUGGUGUUGCUGUUCUCUCAGUAUGCGAGGAACGUACAGCUUCCUCUGCCCAUCUACAAGGCUAAGAAAGGAUGGACCUCUUAUAGAUUACAGCUCUUCAAGAUGUUCCCCGUGAGUACCCUCACACGUGCACGCACACACAUGCACACACAAACACUGAUGCACACAGAAUAAUUGAGAAAUACACUGGCAGGGGCACACGUGAGUGCACAAACACACACACAUCACUUUUCCUGGAACGGAGUGUGUCUUUUGAUCUGAUUUGUCACAGAUCCAAGUGAGGUCAGACAAAUGGGCACAAACUCCACUAUCUCCUACCUCUUUCCAUCCUCCCAUUACUUGUUGAGUCCUGCUGUUCUAAUAUUAUUCACCUCCCCUGUCUACUCCUUCCCCAUUCCUCUUAAUAAGAUCUGAAGUGAUUCAGUCUUCUAUGGUGCUUCUCUCUCCCCCCUGCUGGUCAUUUGAUGUCAUGAUAUAUAUCUGCUGCUGUAAUAUAACAGUAGACACUGGAAAGGAUUCUUUGCUAGUACUGGUGACUUCACUCUCUCUCUCUCUCCCUGUCUCAUUAAAGGUUCCCCUCUUUAUUAUGUUACUAUUUACUUUAAGAAUGUGGGAGAAUAGAGGGGGGGGAAUAGCAUUUUCAAAUGAUAAAAUGUUAAAAGCACUCAUUGAAGUAGCAUUCCACCAAAGGUCUACUAUUUAUUAAACUGCUCUUUACUGUUUGAACUGGUGACAUCACAACUGUCCCAUACUUGAAUAAAGUAAUCACCACCAUCAUCAUCAUCAUCACUCAGCACCAGUUUAUUAUGGUGCUCUUCAGUGUAACUCACCAGGACAUAUUGUAUGUGUUUUUCUGUGUGUUUUGACGGUCAUGUUUAACCCUUGGUGUUCCCUCCCCCUCAGAUCAUCAUGGCCAUCCUGGUGUCAUGGCUGAUCUGUUUCAUCUUCACUGUAACCAACGUUUUCCCGCCGGAGAAAGACAAGUACGGUUACUACGCCCGCACCGACGCACGCCAGGGGAUACUGGCAGCUGCCCCUUGGUUCAAGAUCCCCUACCCCUGUGAGUUACCCCUCAUGUUGUUCAACCUCGCCCCUAGAAAAGUCCAAACUCUUGAUAAGAGCAUUCAACAGGUUCGUAGCUUCCUCAAAUCUAGAAUGUUGUGUGUUGAGUUUGUGUUUUUACCCAUAGUUCAGUGGGGUGUUCCUACGGUAACAGCGGCAGGGGUGAUAGGUAUGUUCAGUGCCGUGGUCGCCAGCAUCAUCGAGUCCAUCGGGGACUACUACGCCUGUGCACGACUCUCCUGUGCCCCCCCACCCCCUGUUCACGCCAUCAAUAGGUACCUGACCUUUCUCGCAUAGCUCCUUGCCUAAUGCACAUAAUAGAAAAGUUUGCUAGAAAAGUAGAAUCAAUCUGCUUACAUCACGCAGACAUAAUGGUUUGAAUCAUGAUUUGAGAUCCGUGUGUGUACCUGUAACUACCUGAAAAAACAGAUUCAAAAACUACAUUUUUCUCUCUCUGUAGGGGUAUAUUUAUGGAAGGUCUGUCCUGCGUGUUGGAUGGGCUGAUGGGGACAGGAAACGGCUCUACUUCCUCCAGUCCUAAUAUAGGUGUGCUGGGCAUCACUAAGGUAACCAUCACACAUCAACACACAGUCCUACUACGAGUUCUAUAUGCCCGUGUAGGCAUUUAAUUUUUGACCAGACGGCGAAGUUGGCUCAAAACAAAAGUGACUUAAUUAAGCAUCUGUAGUAAUUAGUAGGAUUCUGUGUUUUCCCAUGCAAAAGUGAUUAUUUCUGAUAAAAACGGUUUAUCUGCCUUCCGAAUGAAAACUAGUUUGAAAAUUCUAACAUUUAUUUUAUGGAAAAGAGAUGUGUGUUUCUGGACGAUGCAUCAUGCUGCCUUGUUGACAACAUGACCGAGCGGCGCAGAUUACUGUUCGAUUUGAGAAGGGCGCAGCUCCCUUCCCGCUUUCGCCCGAUGAUGUGACAGGCCAUUGCCGGUUCAACCCGGUCCCAGAAUUAAAAAAAUCCCUCACUGACUAGUAUGCUUGGAUCUUAUUGGCUCUGUAGAGUGGGACAGUUUUAUUCUUCCUGAUAUCCUUUGAUUCGCUCUCUCACUCCCAGCUGCUCUCUGAUUGGUCCUCCAGGUGGGCAGCCGGCGUGUGAUCCAGUACGGUGCUGCUAUGAUGCUGCUGCUAGGGCUGGUGGGUAAAUUCAGCGCGUUGUUCGCCUCCCUGCCUGACCCUGUCCUGGGGGCGCUGUUCUGUACCCUGUUCGGGAUGAUCACGGCUGUGGGACUGUCCAACCUGCAGUUUGUAGACCUCAACUCCUCCAGGAACCUCUUUGUUCUGGGCUUCUCCAUCUUCUUUGGCCUGGUGCUGCCCAGCUAUCUCAAACAGAACCCUCUGGUCACUGGUGAGUAGAGGACAAGUUAGAGUGCACUAUAGAAUUAGCUCAAUGGCCUACUCCUUCAGUGUUCACACAUAUAAUAGGACUGGGUAGCUCUCUGAACUCUCUCCCCUCUCUCUCUCUCCCCUCUCUCUCUCUGUCUCUCAGGUAUAGUGUCAAUAGACCAGGUGUUAAACGUGCUCCUGACCACAGCCAUGUUCGUAGGGGGGUCAGUGGCAUUUGUGCUGGACAACACUAUCCCUGGUGAGUAGACUGUACUAUCACACUAACUGUUAGUUAUAACACUAUCCCUGCUGAAUAGACUGGACUAUCACUGUUAGUUAUAACACUAUCCCUGUUGAAUAGACUGGACUAUCACACUACUACUAUUACUCUACUACUGUACUCCUAACCCUUAUAGUAAUAACACUAUCUAUCCCUUGUGAUUGCAUUUAGAGACAGGACAAGGAUAUCACAAACUGUUGCCUUCUCCAAUCGCUCACCCCCUCUUCCUCCUUUCUCUCUCAUUUCCUCCUGUCAGGUACCAGGGAGGAGCGAGGGAUCGGGAAGUUGAAGCGAGGGUCGGGACCCAGUGCUGCGGAGCUGGAGGGGAUGAGAACCUACGACCUGCCAUUCGGCAUGGACUUCCUGCGUCGCCACACCGUCUUCCAAUACUUCCCCAUCAGCCCCACCUUCAGCGGCUACCAGUGGAACGCGAUCCGCAAGGCCUGCAGACGUAGGGGUGGACGGGGGGAGGCAGGGAAGCCAGCAGAGAUGGAGGGAGUCACAGAACCAGGGGAGAGCGGGGUAUAG